AUGAAGAAAGCAAUAACUGCAGAACAGAUAACAGAAUGGUUUACAUUAGGGACCCAAUUUGCUAACAUUAGAAUCACAGAUGAACCUCCAAAAAAAGUAAAGUCGGAGGAGUCAUCAUCAAGACAGAGGUAAAUUGGCUAGCUAGCAAAAUGUAGGAUUUAAUUGCCAGCAACGUUAGCUAGCUUGUACAGUACAUGUUCCCUCGCACGUUGUUCAUUUGUAGCACGCUAACUACCAGACUGGAACUUUAUACUUUUGUGUUAGCUACAUUGCUACUAGCCUGACAGACUGAUACCUCUGCUGUGGUUCAGUCUGAGAUUAAUGCCAUACAUUUGUUUGGAAAAUGUCUUCUCACAAGCUCUACAAGCCAGAAUGUUGAAAAACAUUUUAUUUUAACGUACUUUAUCGGUUGUCCGUGCAGUUUGUCCUUUUACAUGCAGGAAUGUGAGACAAUAUAUCCACAGGAAAGUAUAAUUACAUCAACUUUUCAAAGCGCUGGUAGUGUGUUCAGAUUUCUCUCACCUGCACGAGCUCGGCAAGUAUGCAUGCGUUUGUGUAUUUUCAUAUUGUGUGCAUGCUUCGGGUGAUAGAAAUCUGAACGCACAACCAGCGCUUUGAAAGGUUGACGUAAUUAUACUUUCCUUUGGAUAUAUUGUGUCAUAUUCCUACCUGCAAAAGGACCAACCUCACGGACAACCGGUAAAGUACAAUUUUAUUCAGCAUUCUGGCUUGUAGAGGUCAUGAGGAAACUUCCUGACACAAACGGUAACGAUCAUUUCUCGCCGAUUCAACAUCGGAUCUUCAGGCUUUUCAAUAAGUAUUAGCUAGCCAAAUACAAUUGCAUGAUUUACCAACAUAGUCAAGUAUACUGAACAAAACAUGCAACAAUUUCAAAGAUUUUACUGAGGAAAUCAGUCAAUUGAAAUAAAUGCAUUAGAUCCUAAUCUAUGGAUUUCAUUUAUUUAUUUUUUAAGUCAUUUAGCAGACGCUCUUAUCCAGCGCGACUUAGUUAGUGAGUGCAUAAUUUUUUUUCCAUACUGGUCCCUCGUGGGAAUCGAACCCACAACCCUGGCGUUGCAAGUGCCAUGCUCAACCAACUGAGCUACACGGGACUACAUGACUAGGCAGGGGUGCAGCCAUGGGUGGGCCUGGGGGAGCAUAGGCGCAGCCAGGCCCAACCAAUCAGAAUGAGUUUUUCCCCACAAAAUGGCUUUAUUACAGACAAAUACUCCUCCCACAGGUGAAGAAGCCGGAUAUGGAGGUCCUGGGCUGAGGCCGGUUGGAUGUACUGCCAAAUACUCUAAAAUGACAUUGGAGGCAGCUUAUGGUAGAGAAAUGAACAUUCAAUUCUCUGUCAACAGCUCUGGUGGACAUUCCUGCAGUCACUGUGGCCUAUUGCACGCUCCCUCAACUUGAGACAUCUGUGGCAAUGUGUUGUGUGACACAACUGUAUAUUUUAAAGUGGUGUUUUAUUGUCCCCAGCACAAGGUGCACCUGUGUAAUGAUUAUGCUGUUUAAUCCGUUUCUUGAUAUGCCUCACCUGUCAGGUGGAUGGGAUUAUCGUCACGCCAGGAUAAACCUUCACAAAACACAGCCCUUAUUUUAAGUGUUUCUAAAAUCCCCUAUGGGGAAAAAUGAAUGGUGGAAAAACAAUUGGAAGAUUUCUGUUUGACCGCUAGGUUUUAUGGGAAGUAUGACUCAUGCUGUGGUACUCUAUAGCCAGGUGCCAAAAUAUCUAAGCACGGGUUGACUUGUCAAAUCAGUCAGUGCAAAUGAAGUAGGCUAGCUAGUAGACUAUCCUGUUGUAGUAGCUAGUAUUGAGAUGCACCCCUAGUUCAGGUGUUGAAUGUCUGAAUCUGCCCCCAAGUCCCCUUGUCCAGUGCAAUAUUUUGUUGCAGUUCAUUCAAAUGAAUAAAUCUGUAACAUAUUUUAUCCACAUUUUUUGGGAGAUUACAGCUCUUUCAGGCAUGACCUAACAAGGAUAGAAGGUAAGCAUGGUCGUUAGUUGGGUACUACUUUACCACCCUGCCUCCUCUCACAGCAUGGUGCUGUAGGCCUCUGUGGAGUUGUGUGGCACUGGGUGGUGGUAGUAGUAGGGAAGGUCCCAGUCCCUAUGGGGAGUGAAAGGACUAGAGCCUCUCAUUGUACGGUCCACAUAGCCAGAGAUGGUUGGGAUCUCCUCUCUCGGGGACACACCACAGUCGGGCACAGUGGGUGUGACAAAGCCCUGCUUCAUUUGGAAUCGGUUGGUGCAGGCCUCCAUUGGCCCAAGCAGUGUUGGCUGCGGCAGGUGCUCCUCCUCUUCUUCCCCUUCCUCUUUGUUGAGGAAGUCUCUCAGCACCUGCUUGAAGACGUACACCAGCUCCCAGGGCAGGAUGUUGUUGCUGGCCAGCACUUCACGGAACCUGAGAAUGGGAUAGAUAGAGGGAUAUAGUGGGUUAAUAAACUCUUUAACCCAAACUGCAUUAUCCACAAUUAUGAGGCAAUUUUAGAGAAGCUGUUUUGGCUUUCAUUUACCCAUUAGACCUAGUUGACAAAAUUAUGCUUAAAAUGAUGUAGGUUAUUUCAUCAAAGUAUCAUGCAUUGUGUGAGGUGACAAGGCAGAGGGCAUAUUUAUGAGCUCACUCCAAUCUAGUUGUCAGGAGGACAUUUUGCAAAGAAGAAAAAUCCAUGCAGUGAGAAAGUCCACACCGAAUAAUAUCCCUGGAAUAAUCGGGCGAUCUUGUUACUGUUGUAAUGUGAUUAUGCAAACAGUCACACCAGGAUUGUAUGGCGAGUUCUUCAGGGGACUCGAGUGUUCGUGUCACUUCUGUCAGUGGUAUAACUGGGCGUGAACAAUUUAUUUGACAGUCGUGAAGAUCAAUCAUGUGGAAGUGGUUACGCACAUCUAGUUAAUUUACAUACAUUUUUGCUAGACCCUUGGUGGAUUUAAAGGUUAUUUCAAGUAUUUUUACAAAGGUCAUGAUUCCUCAUUUAGCCCUCCAAAAGACCAAAUCUAUGUUCAUACAAAUGUCACCAUCACUGUAAAACAUUGUUGUGGGAUGUGUUUUUAUUUUAAUAGGGAUACGAUAUUGCUGAUGCAAAGCUCUUUCCCUGGGGGUUGUUUUUGCUGUGCUUAGCCCCAUAGGGUCCACUUCACCUUUGCAUGUUUCCACCCCAUGUAACCUACUUCUGUGACAAUAAAACAAAGUGGCUUCCCUGGCAGAUUGCUCUGCCUCGCUCUCCUUGAGACUCGUCUCCUUCGCCUAUUGUCACCCUGGUGUGGUGACAUUGGCUAUUUUGGACACAGCGUGCUAAUAUGAAAAGGGUACUACUGUAUGAAGACAGUGGUGUACAAUGUACCUGGAGAGCACCGUGGCUGUGUGCAUGGGCUGGAUCUGGGCACACAAAUGCUCCAACUGGUGACGCUCUGAUGCGGGGAUCAGCGUGCGUAACCUGGGAUAGCUCUGGAGCCAGUGGGGGUAUCCCACGGUGUUGUGGGCCAGCCUGUGUUCCCGCUCCAUCUCCCGUGCCAGGCGCUCCCUCUCCUCCACGUGCCACAGCAGCUCCCUGAUCAGUGUGCUGCUGGGUAAUACCCCUGUGGACUUAGCAGACGUCCCCUCAUCUUGAGCCUGUUCUCCUUCAGCACGCAACCAUUUCAUCCAGCUGAACAGUGGCAUGGCGGAGGAAUACUGUGGUUACUGCAGUGAGAAAAUAAAAAUUAUUGUACAUCCUGAAUCAAAAUUGACACUGCUUCCCUGUUCUCCUGAAUUCUGUUUUAACAGAACUGUUGAAGGAAUUGCAAUUUUAUUGAUUGAUCUGCACUCGUUGAAGACUUGACAUACUCCCGAGUGGCGCAGUGGUCAAAGGCACUGCAUCGCAGUGCUAGCUGUGCCACUAGAGAUCCUGGUUCGAGUCCAGGCUCUGUCGCAGCCGGCCGCGACCGGGAGACCAAUGGGCAGGCGCACAAUUGGUCCAGCGUCGUCCAAGGUAGGGGAGGGUUUGGCCGGCAGGGAUGUGGGUUCAGUAUGAAAAAAAAUUAUAAUAAAUGUAUGCAUUCACUAACUGUAAGUCGCUCUGGAUAAGAGCAUCUGCUAAAUGACUAAAAUGUAAAUGUGGAAAUUGAGAAAUGGAUCACCUCCAUACAAGCUGACCUCUGGACCUCUGUCAUCAUCAGUGUUCUGUUAGCAUUCAGUGGCAUUCUCACUCGGGUGAGGAGGAUGCCCAGGUGUGGGCAUGUACCUCACACCUUAUCUACACACAGAUUAGGCAGCCUGGGAUAACAGGUCAUGCUCUGUGAACAGAGCAUGUAGUGCUGUACACCUGUCAGUAAUGUCUCAAAGCACAAGAAAAAUAAUGUUGUUUUAUUAAACCUGAAUGUCCUAGCAAAUUUCUUCAAAUAAUGGACUUGUGAUUCUUGAUUUGUGGCUAUUGUCUAGAUGAAUGCCAUUUUAUUGUUUGAACUUUCUGACCAUAAUUUGCAAAUAGCCUAUGUAGUGAGAAAUGUAAAAAAAACAACACAUUGCAUGGUUGCUGGUACUUACUGUUGAAUGCUGCAGUGAUGAGAGUUGAGGGAGAGAGCCAGACAUAGACAGAGUGAUAUAGAGAGAUCAACACAGGCACCUUAGAGUAGCAUCUCCAGGACUCUGUCUCCAUGGGUCUGUCAGUGAACUCUCCAUUCUCUGGAUCUUACUGGACUGUAGUCCUGAUCGAGAGUGGAUCAUCCACUGUCUGCACUCCUCUGCUGUCCGUCUGUAAGAAAUUGUCCUCUCUCUCCUCUCUGUACUGCGUAAUUGUCCUCUUCACUCAUCCCUGCUCUCCUGUCCCGUGGACUGUGUCCAGUGGAGUUACUCAGUGUUCUCCUCUGACUCAAUGCUGUCUCCUCUCCUUUCACCUCACUCUCCUUUGUGCUGCUUUGUUGUAAGGUCAGCUGCUUUGUUAGAUGCUGACGUGAGUGUGUGCAUGUGUAAGCCAACCCGUGUGCAUUUAGAUGUGUGAGCUGCUCCCAGCUGUGACAGUGUGUCUGCCUGCUGUGUAGAUAAAGUCCUCCUCUCGCCCAGAGAGAAGCUGAGAUGACUGGGACUGCUCUCCCUGCCACACUGCUCCAGGCCUGACUAGCCCAGCCACAGAAUGAGAGGAGUGGGGGAGAUGACAGGGAGGGCGAGUAAGAGAGAGGAAUGUUAGAAACUGAGAGCAAAUAGGGAAAUUGGGAUUUUAGUGGAGGGGAGGAGGGAAUUCAGAAAGAAAGUAGGAGGAGAGCUAUUUGACUUGACAAAGACACACUAGCAUUACUCAACAUUAUUUACUCAAAGCGAAAAAGCCACAUUAUCACCACUCACUACUAGUGUGUUUGCUGAGCCAAAUCAUGCCUGUUUUGGCCAAGCCAUUGUCAGACUGGAUCCUUCACAUGUCUGUUGUCUUGGAGAUGGCUUUGGUUUGUGUAUUUGAAAUUAGACGAAUGUGAAGAGGAUGCGGCUGCCUAAUAUUAGUCCAAUGGGGGGCAUUUUGUUUCACCUAGCUUUGAUACACUCCUACUCUCUUAGAAAAAUAGGUGCUAUCUAGAACCUUAAAGGGUCCUUCAGCUGUCCUCCAUAAGAGAACCCUUUGAAGAACCCUUUUUGGUUCCAAGUAGAAAGAGCCCUUUUGGGUUCCAUGUAGAGCCCUUUCCACAGAGGGCUCUACAUGGAACCCAAAAGGGUUCUACCUGGAACCAAAAAGGGUUAUACCUAGAACUAAAGAGGGUUAUCCUAUGGGGACAGCCGAGGACCCUUUUUUUCUAAGAGUGUACAUGGACUUACAGAAAUGCACUGUCUCCUUGAUGCUUAAAUGCUGAUAAGUUUGGUUUUCUAAAAGGAUGGGGUGGCUGGACAUAAACACCAUACAGCAAUUUUCUCUUCUUGUUUGGCAUGACCAAAAGAGUCAUGGAACUGACAUUAGUUGACUGCAGUGUGCACUGAAAUGUCAGACUGACUUUUGAUUUAUCUGACAUCUGUGUUUCUCUCUAGCCCUGCAAAAGCUCCCCAACAGCAGGGCAGCCCAAAGAGUGAAAGCGUGGGACUGAGGAACAAGACAGGAAAGCCUGACUUUUCGGCGAGUGAGUAACACGUUGAUAUAACUUUCUAAAUAAUUUGGCUUUCAAUUGGAUGCCUUUUUUCCCAACAAUUUAAGAAAGUCAUUGAGCAAACCUUUUUGUGUUCAUCUCUCCAACUCUAGGUGCACCUCCACCCCCGUUGGCCAGUUAUGACUACCCCAGCUUGCCCAUCACAAAGAAUAGACAGGAGGUAAAAUGCUUUAGUAGCCACACACGCUUUAGGUACUCCUGCCAUUUCAGGAUAUUUUCAGGUCAUGGACUUUAACAGAGAUGGUCAUUGGCAACAGUUCCUCGGGUCAUAACUCCACUCAAGGUUUUACUGUGCUUCAGAUGAGCACUGAUUCUAUCUGAUGGAGCCAUAGGCGCAACAAGAGGGGAGACUCUUAACUUACUGUGAAUGUCAUCACAUGCGGUCAAGUAACAGUCUGAUGGAAUAGGGCCGUUAGUUGGCCAUUAUUGAAGAGAUCUGUGUUUCAGACUUACAUUUUCUAAUCAGAUUCACAUUUAUUGUCCAAAAAGAGCAAAAUCAGGAUGUUUUGAAUGUUAUUGUGACUGUGAAUAUAAGCAACAGAUUAUAAUACUUUAUUAUAUACUGUAAUUUAGAUUGUUGAAUCAUAUUUUGAUAUUCAGCUUUUAAAUGGCUACAAUUUAAAUCAUGUUCUCUCCUCUGUUGUGUUUGAUAUGUAGUUAUGUGUUUGUGUAUUUCCAGCUCAUCUCUCUGAUCGAGAACAACUCCGUGGUGAUCAUCCGUGGAGCCACAGGCAGUGGGAAAACUACCCAGCUGCCCCAGUUCAUCCUGGACUACUACAGCGAGAAGAAUGCCCCCUGUAACCUCGUAGUCACACAGCCUCGCAAAAUAGGCGCCAGCAGCAUUGCCCGGUGGGUCGCCAGAGAGCGCAAGUGCACCCUGGGUAGUCUGGUGGGAUACCAGGUUAGUGAAAAAUUCACACCACACUCACUCACACAUACCUUGUUAAUGAUACCAUUUUGAUAUCUAUACCCCCCAAAACACAUUACCAUGCGUAAUGUGUUACCAAGUCUGAUUUGCAAACACAUCCCUUGGUGGAAAGAAGAGGGAGAAAAAUGAUUCAGUGUUCAGGUUGCAUAACAAGGAGCAGUGGACUGAGUCUAGCACCUCUAGCGAUACUAUUAUCCCUCGAUGAAGCUCUGUACAAAAAGCCCACUUGACGUUUCUCUCACAGAGAGAGGAGUGGAAGGAGUGGGGUGGACAGGCUUCCAUGCUGGACUGUUUCCAGGCUGUCUGGUUGCAUUGUGUCCAGCUCUGAAACAGGAGACACAGUCUAAUUAUAACUCCCUGCUCCUCACCACUGUCUGCUCUGCUGUGGACUGCAGCAGGGGUGAUGAUGUCACUGCUAGCAAGACAGUGAGUGAGGAGUGAUACAGUGAUGGGCUGACCUGAUGAACACCUAAGGGCUUGAAAUCUUGUCAGAAUAAAUAUAGAUGGGAGUACACAGUAUAGUGCAGAGUGUGAGCUAAUGAAAGAUGGAGUGAAGCAGAGCUGUAGGAGACAGUGUGUACUGUACACUAGAAGAUAAUGGUAACCAAGGACCCAUACUCUGCACCUUUUGGGAGCUAUAAAGUGUAAUUUAUACCAUUCAUUUACUACCAUAUAAUGAUUAUUAUUCAAUUGAUAGGUUCCUACCACUGUAAUGGUUCCAGUGGAGAGCUGGAGAGACUGAUGGAUUCCAGGCCUUGAUGAUGUAUGGAGAGUAGUAACAUGAGGGAGGGCUGCUUUUAUCCAGUUCUCUUAGCUUUGGCUCUGUCUGUCCUAGGGGGAUUGUAGUGGAUAUUUACUGUGCCUUCUCUCUCGAUCUUUAGUUUCUCUUGAGAGUUUUGUGAAAGUCAAGCCGUAAGGGAAUUUGUACUUAGAGUUGAGUAGCAGAACAUGAGGUUAUCUUCCCUUUGGGGGGGAACGUGGUUGUUAGGACAGGUCAUUUGUCUGAUAGAGUCAUGUUGUGUGGUGAGUUAGCGCCCUGGGUAAUGAUUGUUUGACGUCACAUAGAUGGAAGCUACAGUAGAUGUAGCAUCCUCACAUCUGCCUUUAGGCUUCACCUUUCCUCUUGACCCACAUGGAUGUGUAUUUGUGUGUGUUUGUGUGUGAAUGUACACUUGCCACUUAGCCAUUAUGUUUGUUUCAGGUUGGCCUAGAGAAGAUGGCCACUGAACACACCAGACUCAUCUACAUGACCACUGGGGUGCUGCUGCAGAAACUGGUCGGAGCCAAGAGCUUGACUGAGUACUCCCACAUCUUCAUAGAUGAGGUAACCGAGACUCCCUUUCCUGUUGAGACAGACUGGUCGUCAUUUCAAAAUAGUCUACAGAUAUGACUUGACUGGUAAUAAUGUUGUCCUAUCUGGUGUACAGUGCAUCUCUUAGUACCCAGUAACAUCAAACUAGCUGAACGUGAGUAGUAUCUUGUUGCCAUGGCAGAGGAUGUGCCAGUCAGUAAGCAGGGUGGUUCUGUGUAUUUCAGGUCCAUGAGCGGACGGAGGAGUUGGACUUCCUCCUGUUGGUUGUGAGGAAGCUCCUCCAUUCCAACUCUCGUUACAUCAAGGUGAGCCCACACUUCUCAUCUCAGCACUCACCAACAUGUGAUCUAAAACCGUAUUGACUGAACAGACACACACCGCCUCCCUUCUCCCUUUAUGCAGGUCAUCCUCAUGUCAGCCACCAUCAACUGCAGGGAGUUUGCUGAGUACUUUGGCACCCCUAUCCGCAGCCAGAUGAACCCAGCCUAUGUGUUUGAGGUAAAGGGGGCUCCCUAUGCCAUCGAGGAGUUCUACCUGGAUGACCUCUGCAGCCUUAUUCCUUACAGGGUGAGCUGGGGAGCACCAAGCCUUGUCUGUGGAUGUAGCUGGUACUCACAGUCUAGACUGACCUAGCACUGUCUGUGUAUUAUCUAUCAGGUGGAUACCCGCCAUCCAGACGAACCUUACAUCACCGUGGAGAUGUACAACGUGGCUGUCAGCCUUAUCCAGAGCUUUGACGAGCUGGAGGCCAAAGAUCAGAGGUUAGGGGUCAAGUAGCUGUACUCUACAUCUUAGUUUGCUUGAUAAAUUAACAAUUUGUUCACAAUUUGUUAAUUACAAUUGAUUUAGAUGGCCUAUAGUUCUCCAAUAAUUGUCCUGGUGUGUGUAUCUCAACAGCAGGACGGAGAGGGAGGGAGGCCUGUCUCUGCCAGACAGGGGCAGUGUGCUGGUGUUCCUCCCUGGUCUGGGUGAGAUCCACUACAUGCAAGAGGCCUUGUCUAAGCUGGUGCGCAAGAGGUGGGUGCUGUGUGUGUGUGUGUGUGUGUGUGUGUGUGUGUGUGUGUGUGUGUGUGUGUGUGUGUACAUCUGACGUUCAUUGGUCACGUCUCUGGGGCAUGACUAUGGUAGGUUGUGUGUGUCCGGUACUUAGCAGAAACUUGAUGGUGCUGUUAUGGUGUAUGUUUCAGAUUGCAGGUGUACCCUCUCCACUCCUCUGUCACUCUGGAGGAGCAGAACGGGGUGUUUCUGGUGCCUGUCCCAGGGUACAGGAAGGUAACUCUCACACCACACCCCACUCUACUGAAUAGGACUUCUAGAACGUAACUCAGUUUUUUUGAUGUUUCUGUCUCCACAGAUCAUCCUCUCCACCAACAUUGCAGAGAGCUCUGUUACAGUCCCAGAUGUCAAAUAUGGUGGGUGUUUUCUUUUUCAUAAUAUUUACAGACAUUCCUUGCUAUAUGUACUGCCAUACUGUAUUCACUCCGUAUGUCUGAAUUUGAUGUAUAUGUUGACAGUGAUUGAUUUCUGUCUGGCGCGUCACAUGGUCUGUGACAAAGAGACCAGUUACCAGUCCCUCCGCCUCACCUGGGCCUCCAAGACCAACUGCAACCAGCGCAGAGGUACAGUACUAUGCAGUUCCACCUCACAGGCUGCCCAUACUGCCUAUCAGGGAGACAAUUCCAUUUCAAGAGAUCAAUUGAUAUUCCAAUUCAAGAACAGAAUUGCCAAAGAGGAUUUGUGAUUCCUCUCUCCCUUUCAGGCAGGGCUGGGCGAGUGUCUAAGGGCUACUGUUACCGGCUGGUGACCAAGGAGUUCUGGAGGAAUGAGAUCCCAGACUAUGUGGUUCCUGAGAUGGUGGUAAGAGAGUCAUACAUUAGGUCAGCCCUGAUGGCAAAGAACCAAGCUCAUAACUAUGAUUGAUAGUAUGAUGUUUAACAACUGUGAAGUUGAUGGAUUCAUUUGUUGAUUGAUUGAUGCACUGGAUGUGAUUACUGAAAGACUAGGCAGGCUACUCUACUAGACCUAUAAAGCUGCUAGUUUAUUCUGACAGUAACUAGGAUGUCUUUGUACUGUUCCCAGCAUGCCCCCCUGGCCAACAUCAUGUUGAAGGUGAAGCUACUGGACAUGGGGGACCCCCGCUCCCUCCUCUCCACUGCCCUCUCACCCCCCAACCUCAAUGACAUCGAGAGGACUGUGCUCCAGCUCAAAGAGGUACCUCACUGUGGACCUGCUGCCAUCCUUAUCACAAACAGCCAUUGAUGUCAUUGGAUUCCUGUAUUUAUGGAGAGAUUUCAAAAUGUGAUUCUUACAGUGAACAAAAAUAUAAAUCCAAGUUACAGUUCAUAUAAGGAAAGCAGUCAAUAUAAAUUAAUUCCUUAGGCCCUAAUCUUUGGAUUUCACAUGACUGGGAAUAGAGAUAUGCAUCUGUUGGUCACAGAUACCUUUAAAAAAAGGUAGGGGAGUGGAUCAGACCAGUCAGUGUCUGGUGUGACUACCAUUUGCCUCAUGCAGCGCGACACAUCUCCUUCGCGUAGAGUUAAUCAGGCUGUUGAUUGUGGCCUGUGGAAUGUUGUCUUCAAUGGCUGUGCGAAGUUGCUGGAUAUUGGCAGGAACUGGAACACUGUGUCGUACACGUCAAUCCAGAGCAUCCCAAAAAUGCUCAAUGGGUGACAUGUCUGGUGAGUAUGCAGGCCAUGGAAGAACUGGAACAUUUUCAGCUUCCAGGAAUUGUGCACAGAUCCUUGUGACAUGGGGCUGUGCAUUAUCAUGCUGAAACACGAGGUGAUGGCGGCAGUAAACCGCUUUCCCACACAACGCCAUACACGCCAUCUGCCUAGUACAGUUGAAACCGGGAUUCAUCCGUGAAGAGCACACUGCUCCAGCGUGCCAGUGGCCAUCAAAGGUGAGCAUUUGCCCACUGAGGUCAGUUACGAUGCCGAACUGCAGUCAGAUCAAGACCCUGGUGAGGACAACGAGCACGCAGAUGAGCUCCCUGAGACGGUUUCUUACAGUUUGUGCAGAGAUUCUUCGGUUGUGCAAACCCACAGUUUUAUCAGCUGUCCGGGUGGCUGGUCUCAGACGAUCCUACAGAUGGAGAAGCCGGAUGUUGAGGUCCUGGGCUGGCGUGAUUACACGUGGUCUGCGUUUGUGAGGCUGGUUGGACGUACUUCCAAAUUCUCUAAAACGAUGCUUAGGGUAGAGAAAUGAACAUUCCUGCAAUGGUGGACAUUCCUGCAGUCAGCAUGCCAAUUGCACGCUCCCUCAACUUGAGACAUCUGUGGCAUUGUGUUGUAACGUCUGCACAUUUUAGUGGCCUUUUGUCCCCAGCACAAGGUGCACCUGUGUAAUGAUCAUGCGGUUUGAUCAGCUUCUUGAUAUGCCACACCUGUCAGGUGGAUGGAUUAUCUUGGCAAAGGAGAAAUGCUCACAAACAGGGAUGUAAACAAAUUUGUGCAAAAAACAUGAGAACAUGUGACAAACACUUUACAUGUUGAGUUAUAUUUUUGUUCAGUAUAGAUACAGCGGUGCUGAACGACCAAUUCUGUUACUGAGUGUUUGUGAAGUUGCAAUGAUUUCCUAACGUUGGUUCUGCUGUGUCAGGACCUCUGCGUCAACUAGCAUUAGCUCUGUCAGUGGUGUUUGUGAGUGUGGUUGUCAGGUGUGAUGGGGGGAGGUGUGUGCGUGUGCUGUGGAUGGGCUCUUCAAAUAAAAUUAUGUUUGUCACAUGCUUCCUAAACAACAGGUGUAGACUAACAGUGAAAUGCUUACUUACGGGCCCUUCCCAACAAUGCAGAGAAAAAAAUUGAAAUAAUAAAACAAUUAUAACACAAGAAAUACACAAUGAGUAACGAUAACUUGGCUAUAUACACGGUGUACCAGUACCGAAUUGAUGUGCAGGGGUACGAGGUAAUUGAGGUAGAUAUGUACAUAUAGGUAGGGAUAAAGUGACUAGGCAACAGGAUCGAUAAUAAAUGGUAGCAGCAGCGUAUGUGAUGAGUCAAGAGUUGGAAAGGCACACACCUGUCUAUAUAAGGUCCCACAGUUGACCGUGCAUGUUAGAGCAAAAACCAAGUUUGGAACCACCAAGACUCUUCCUAGCGCUGGCCACCCAGCCAAACUGAGCAAUCGGGGGAGAAGGGCCUUGGUCAGCGAGGUGACCAAGAACCUGAUGGUCACUCUGACAGAGCUCUGGAGUUCCUCUGUGGAGAUGGGAGAACCUUCCAGAAGGACAACAAUCUCUGCAGCACUCCACCAAUCAGGCCUUUUUGGUAGUGGCCAGAAGGAAGCCAUUCCUCAGUAAAAGGCACAUGACAGCCCGCUUGGCACCUAAAGACUCUCAGACCAUGAGUAAUUAUGGCGCCGGAGAAGAUGGCUGCUGUUUUACAGCCCUCUAACCAAUUGUACUAUUAUGUGUGUUUUUUCGCGUUAUUUGUAAUUUAUUCUGUACAUAAUGUUUCUGCCACCGUCUCUUAUGACCAAAAAUAGCUUCUGGAUAUCAGGACAGAGAUUACUCACCUCAUAUUGGAUGAAGAUUGUUUCUUCAACGAGUCGGACGCGAAGGAUAUCCUACAGACACCCGACAAGGCCGAAAUCCCCGUCAUUCGCAUGAGAAAGAGACUGAGAUAUCGUGGACGUAGGUUGGGGUGCCUUGUAAGGAUCUGACGGCGAGUGAGUAAACUGCCUCUUCCAUCAAUUCUAUUAGCCAAUGUUCAAUCAUUUUAAAACAAAUUGGACAACCUACGAUUAAGGUUAUCCUACCAACGGGACAUUAAAAAGUGUAAAAUCUUAUGUUUCACCGAGUCGUGGCUGAACGACGACAUUGAUAAAAUACAGCUGGCGGGAUAUACGCUACAUCGCCAGGAUAGAAUGGCUGACUCCGGUAAGACAAGGGGUGGCGGUCUGUGUAUAUUUGUAAACAACAGCUGGUGCAUAAAAUCUAACACAAAGGAAGUCUCAAGGUUUUGCUCGCCGGAGGUAGAGUAUCUCAUGAUAAGCUGUAGACCACACUAUUUACCAAGAUAGUUUUAAUCUAUAUUCUUCGUAGCUGUCUAUCUACCACCACAAACUGAUGCUGGAACUAAGAUUGCACUCAAUGAGCUGUAUAAGGCCAAAAGUAAACAGGAAAACGCUCAUCCAGAGGCAGCGCUCCUAGUGGCUGGGGACUUUAAUGCAGGGGAACUUAAAUCCGUUCUACCUCAUUUCUACCAGCAUGUUAAAUGUGCAACCAGAGGAAAAAGAACUCUAGACCACCUUUACUCCACACACAGAGACGCAUACAAAGCUCUCCCUUGCCCUCCAUUUGGCAAAUCUGACCAUAACUCUAUCCUCCUGACUCCUGCUUAUAAGCAAAAACUAAAGCAGGAAACACCAGUGACUCGGUUAAUAAUAAAGUGGUCAGAUGACGCAGAUGCUAAGCUACAGGACAGUUUUGCUAGCACAGACUGGAAUAUGUUCCGGGAUUCUUCAGAUAGCAUUGAGAAGUACACCACAUCAGUCACUGGCUUCAUCAAUAAGUGCAUCGAUGACGUCGUCCCCACAGUGACCGUACAUACCCCAACCAGAAGCCAUGGAUUACAGGCAACAUCUGCACUGAGCUAAAGGGUAGAGCUGCCGCUUUCAAGAAGCGGGACUCUAACCUGGACGCUUAUAAGAAAUCCCGCUAUGCCCUCCGACGAACCAUCAAACAGGCAAAGAGUCAAUACAGGACUAAGAUUGAAUCGUACUACACCGGCUUUGACGCUCGUCGAAUGUGGCAGGGCUUGAAAACUAUUACAGACUACAAAGGGAAGCACAGCCGCGAGCUGCCCAGUGACACAAGCCUACCAGAUGAGCUAAAUAACUUCUAUGCUCGCUUCGAGGCAAGCAACACUGAGGCAUGCAUGAGAGCAUAAACUCUUCUGGAUGACUAUGUGAUCACGCUCUCCGUAGCCAAUGUGAGUAAGACUUUUAAGCAGGUCAACAUUCACAAGGCCGCAGGGCCAGACGGAUUACCAGGACGUGUACUCUGAGUAUGUGCUGACCAACUGGCAAAUGUCUUCACUGACAUUUUCAACAUGUCCCUGACUGAGUCUGUAAUACCAACAUGUUUCAAGCAGACCACCAUAGUCCCCGUGCCCAAGGACUCUAAGAUAACCUGCCUAAAUGACUACCGACCCGUAGCACUCACAUCUGUAGCCAUGAAGUGCUUUGAAAAACUGGUCAUGGCUCACAUCAACACCAUUAUCCCAGAAACCCUAGACCCACUCCAAUUUGCAUACCGCCCCAACAGAUCUACAGAUGAUGCAAUCUCUAUUGCACUCCACACUGCCCUUUCCCACCUGGACAAGAGGAACACCUACGUGAGAAUGCUAUUCAUUGACUACAGAUCAGUGUUCAACACCAUAGUGCCCUCAAAGAUCAUCACUAAGCUAAGGAUCCUGGGACUAAACACCUCCCUCUGCAACUGGAUCCUGGACUUCCUGACGGUCCACCCCCAGGUGGUAAGGGUAGGUAACAACACAUCUGCCAUGCUGAUCCUCAACACGGGGGCCCCUCAGGGGUGCGUGCUCAGUCCCCUCCUGUACUCCCUGUUCACCCAUGACUGCAUGGCCAGGCAUGACUCCAACACCAUCAUUAAGUUUGCAGACGAUACAACAGUGGUAGGCCUGAUCACUGACAACGAUGAGACAGCCUAUAGGGAGGAGGUCUGAGACCUGGCUGUGUGGUGCCAGGGUAACAACCUCUCCCUCAACGUGAUCAAGACAAAUGAGAUGAUUGUGGACUACAGGAAAAAAAGAGGACUGAGCACGCCCCCAUUCUCAUCGACGGGGCUGUAGUGGAACAGGUUGAGAGCUUCAAGAUCCUUAGUGUCCACAUCACCAACAAACUAUCAUGGUCCAAACACACCAAGACCGUCAUGAAGAGGGCACGACAAAGCCUAUUCCCCCUCAGGAGACUGAAAAGAUUUGGCAUAGGUCCUCAGAUCCUCAAGAAGUUCUACAGCUGUACCAUCAAGGGCAUCCUGACUGGUUGCAUCACCGCCUGGUAUGGCAACUGCUCGGCCUCUGACCGCAAGGCACUACAGAGGGUAGUGCGUACGGCCCAGUACAUCACUUGGGCCAAGCUUCCUGCCAUCCAGGACCUCUAUACCAGGCGGUGUCAGAGGAAGGCCCUAAAAAUUGUCAAAGACUCCAGCCACCCUAGUCAUAGACUGUUCUCUCUGAUACUGCAUGGCAAGCGGUACCGGAGCGCCAAGUCUAGGUCCAAAAGGCUUCUCAACAGCUUCUACCCCCAAGCCAUAAGACUCCUGAACAGCUAAUCAUGGCUACCCAGACUAUUUGCACUGCCCCCCCACCCCACCCCACCCCCCUCUUUUACGCUGCUGCUACUUUGUUUAUUAUUUAUGCAUAGUCACUUUAACUCUACCCACAUGUACAUAUCACCUCAAUUACCUCGACUAGCCGGUGCCCCUGCACAUUGACUCUGUACCGGUACCCCCCUGUAUAUAGCCUCCCUACUGUUAUUUUACUUUACUGCUGCUCUUUAGUUAUUUGCUUUUCUUUUUAAAACUUUUUCUUUAAAAAAACUGCAUUGUUGGUUAAGGGCUUGUAAGUAAGCAUUUCACUGUAAUGUCUACUAUACCUGUUGUAUUCGGCACAUGUGGAAAAUAAAAUUUGAUUUGAUUCAUCUGGUCUGAUGAAAACAAGAUUGAACUCUUUGGCCUGAAUGCCAAGCGUCACGUCUGGAGGAAACCUGGCACCAUCCCUAAGGUGAAGCAUGGUGGUGGCAGCAUCAUGCUGUUGGGAUUUCUUUCAGCGGCAUGGGCUGGGAAACUGCUCAGGAUCGUGGCAAAGAUGAACGGUUUAAAGUACAGAGAUCCUUGAUGAAAACCUGCUCCAGAGCGCUCAGGACCUCAGACUGGGGUGAACGUUCAUCUUCCAAUAGGACAACGACCCUAAGCACACAGCCAAGACAACGCAUGGAGUGGCUUCAGGACAAGUCUCUGAAUGUUCUUGAGUGGCCCAGCCAGAGCCCAGACUUGAACCCGAUCAAACAUCUCUGGAGAGACCUGAAAAUAUCUGUGCAGCAACGCUCCACAUCCAACCUGACAGCGCUUGAGAGGAUCUGCAGAGAGGAAUGAGAGAAACACCCCAAAUACAGGUGUGCCAAGCUUGUAGCGUCAUACCCAAGAAGACUCAAGGCUGUAAUCGCUGCCAAAGGUGCUUCAACAAAGUACUGAGUAAAUGUCAAACCUGUUUUUGCUGUGUCAUAGGGUAUUGUGUAGAUUGAUGAAUAAGGCUGUCACGUAACAUAAUGUGGAAAAAGUCAAGGGGUCUGAAUCCUUUCUGAAUGCACUGAAUAAAAAUAGAAACACAACAUGUAAAGUGUUGGUUUCAUGAGCUGAAAUAAAAGAUCCCAGAAAUGUUCCAUAUGCACAAAAUGCUUAUUUCUCUCAAAUUUUGUGCACAAAUUUGCUUGCAUCCCUGUUAGUGAUAAUUUCUUCUUUGCCAAGAUAAUUUUACAUUUACAUUUAAGUCAUUUAGCAGACACUCUUAUCCAGAGCGACUUACAAAUUGGUGCAUUCAACUUAAUCCAUCCACCUGACAAGUGUGCCAUAUAGAGAAGAUGAUUAAACACUAUGAUCAUUACAUGUGCAGUUUUGUCACACAAAACAACGCCACAUAUGUCUCAAGUUUUGAGGGAGCGUGCAAUUGGCAUGUUGACUGCAGGUAUGUCCACCAGCGCUGUUGCCAGAGAAUUGAAUGUUCAUUUCUCUAACAUAAGCCACCUCCAACGUCGUUUUAGAGAUUUUGGCAGUGCGUCCAACCGGCCUCACAACCGCAGACCACAUAUAACCACGCCAGCCCAGGACCUCCACAUCCGGCAUCUUCACCUGCGGGAUCGUCUGAGACCAGCCACUCGGACAGCUGAUGAAACUGAUUAGUAUUUCUGUCUGUAAUAAAGCCCUUUUGUGGGGAAAAACUCAUUCUGAUUGGCGGGCCUGGCUCCCCAGUGGAUGGGCCUGGCUCUCAAGGGUGUGGGUCUAUGCCCUCCCAGGCCCACCCAUGGCUGCGCCGCUGCCCAGUCAUAAUAUUGAUUUUCUCAUUUGACUGAUUUACUUAUGUAAACUGUAACUCAGUAAAAUUGUUAAUUGUUGCAUGCUGCAUUUUAUAUUUUUGUCCAGUAUAUUUACCAGUCUUUAUGGCUUGGGGGUAGAAGCUGUUCCAGACAUGGUGCAUCGGUACCGCUUGCCGUGCGUUAGCAGAGAGGACAGUCAGGUCUCUUUUGGCUGGAAGGAUUGAUGGAUAGAGACAUUUUGACUGUGAAUCAGUGUGUGUAUGUGUGACACUAAGCAUUUUUCCAGUCAGUUAUCAUUGAAGGAAUGAGAAUCGUCAUGACGUGUGUGUGUUUGUGGUGUAGAUGGGUGCACUGUCUGUGGGGAACGAUGGGCACGGACAGAAACGUUUUGAUGGAGAGCUGACGUUCCUGGGUCGGAUGCUGGCUCACCUGCCUGUGGACCUGCACCUGGGGAAGAUGAUCGUACUUGGCCACGUCUUUGGCUGUCUGGAGGAGUGCCUCAUCAUAGGUUAGUGGGGUUUGGGUUUCUGCUUUGUGUGUGUUCGGUCAACGACUCCUCUCCAUGUGUGUGUGUGUCUCUCUCUCUUAGCCGCCUCCCUGUCUCUGAAGAGCUUCUUUUCCAUGCCCUCCCUACAGCAGCUGGCAGGAUACAGGUGAGUCAGCACAUUAAAAUGUAUACAUUUUCUCUCAUUCAGCAAAAAAUAUAUAAUUGCACUUCUACACUACCUACCUAGACACUGCCAUUUGAGCUAUUGUCUGCUGUAACUAGGGCUGUGACUGUCUUGGAAUUUGAGGUUAUGGUAAUUAGCCAGGCCAAUGUACACAGUCACCAACAUAACCGUUGGGGGGGGGGUCAAAAAAGGGUAGGUCACAAUUCUGUUUGCAGACUUGUUUACAUGGAUAUGCUUCUUAAUAAAACCUAUUUGAAACAUGCCAUUACACUUCGUUAUUACCAUGGCAUUUCAUUAUUAUUCAGGUUAUUACUUAUAAACAUCAAUCAACAAAUUAAGAAAUGCCAGGUUGGAGAGGAUCUGUAGCAUUUUCGUAUUGACACAGCAUUAACGGAGUCAAAAUAAAGAUAUGCCUACAAUUUCCUUGUCUGUUGGCCUUUUCUGCAUAUAAUUUUUUUUAUACAGAUCGUAUUUCAACGCACAAAACCAUUCAAACGAAGCCCUCUUUUCCCGAACUAUUCGCAUAACAUCACAAACCCUGCUGCUGCAGUCAUUCGAUGGCAUUGGCAUUUGUUCUUCAAAGAGAGGAUGCCGUAUUGAGAGAAAUAAUGUAGCCUAAGCUACUGAAAAUAGGCAUUUUACAAGAAAUGGAGUCCAAACAGGCUACUUUAGGAAACUUUGUGAAUGGACAUAUAGGACUAUAGAGAGAAUCAGCGAACCCGCACACCCCUGUAAAGUCACCUGUCAAUCAAAGCCACCAGCUUAUGUCAGAGACUAGCAAAUAUUUCUCCUUUCCUUAAAACGUAUUAAAAAACCUAGGCCUGACUACCUUUCCAAAAGUAGGCUAUAAGAUAAGGAAUUUACAAUGAAAGUAUGAAGGGGACAGCUAUACUGUAGUAUGAAUAUGAAAUUAACAAUUUUUAAAAUAGAAACAAAUACACACAGCAUGUCCAUAGCCUAUUUAUCAGCGACGCUGAUUAUCGAGGUGGAGAGAGUUUAAAAUAUUUUUCAAAUACUUUGAGGAACUAUUAUAAUUUGCAUUAAAAAAAAGAAAAUACUUUGACUGAGGAGCUCAGCUGGGCACUUUCCUACAUUUGACAUUUGCGAGAAGCAGGCCAGGUACUUCUCAGGCGUGCACCGUCAACAUUAACAGGACAGAGAAACCAGACACAUGCUCACAUGGAGCGUGUAAAUGAUGGGAAGAAAUAAACCACAGGUGUGGCAGGUUGUGAUCUCUGGAAACAGCGUUUCCACUCCGAGAAUGACAACGGUAAAUUACUGUAAGUAAUACAUGCAUUAACAUAAAUUAAUUUAACCAAAUGACAGUGGUUAACGGUAAAUUGCCUGUUUUACAAAUGGUAGGCUACCACAUGAAUUGCGGGCAGACGCUGUAUAGCCUAGGCUACUAUUUGCGGGGAUAGGAGGGCGUAUUUGUUUUUGGGUCUCUCCUAGGGCGCCAUAUCGGCCAGGACCGGGCCUGAUCAGCGUUGAUUAGUCUAUAAAUUAAGAAAAGAUUCCAUCUCAAAUUAUACCAUGCCAGGUUGGAGAGGAUUGGCACAUUGUCCAUUUGACACAACAUUAGGGCAUUAGGCUAUUGGCCUCAGAGCCAGAACAACCUUUUAUUAAUGAAUAGUCAGACACAUCCAACCUUUUUUAAAAUACCAAUUUAUUUAUUUACUAACAAGCAAUGAAAACAUUCAUUGUAUAAAAGAAAGUCCACACACAAAAAAUUAGUUUUAGUGAAGUGCCAUGGCCUAUAGCGCUCUACACCCCCGGACAUCCAGCCGGAUUAGCUGCUUGAGCAUCAAAGGACAGUUGGAAACAGGAGAUGUAGAAAGUUGAAUAGACUAAGUUAGCAAAACAAUUGCCUAUGAUCAUUAUUAAACACUCCCGCUAUUAGGUCAAGUUUACAUGAAUCUAGGCCUAUUUAAAAGGUUUUGACGGUUAUUUUAUUUUCAUGAGUCUUCAUCCAUAACUGUCAGUUACAGUUAUUAAAUUACCAUCACAGCCCUAGCUAUAACACUGUCAUCCCUGUCCUCUCUUAAAUGUUUGAAUAUUCAGGAGCAAGCUAUCCUUCGCACACAGUGUGCCAAGUGAUUCUAUUGCUUUUGUCAACGCAUUCAAGGCUUGGCAUACAUCCAGAAACAAGGGAGAGUUGAGGCACCCAAAGGUGAGCGAGCAUUUAGAUCGUUAUGUUACAUAAAUUAACUUAAAACAUGGAUAAUACAUAAAGUGUUUGUAAUAAAGGAGGUACCUAAAGACAUUAGACAAAGGUUCAGUAUCUGCUGAGAUGCCUGCAGUAAGGUGUGUGUGUUCUUCCUCCCAGGAUGAGCUGGAGUGGGGCAAGGAGAACUGCAUCCAGAUCAAGAGGAUCAGAGAGGUAUAGAGACCAGCAUCUCACCAAACACAUUUUACAUUUACAUUUUUUGUCAUUUAGCAGACGCUCUUAUCCAGAGCGACUUACAGGAGCAAUUAGGGUUAAGUGCCUUGCUCAAGGGCACAUCGACAGAUUUUUCACCUAGUCGGCUCGGGGAUUAGAACCAGCGACCUUUCGGUUACUGGCACAACGCUCUUAACCACUAAGCAACCUGCCACCCACAAACACACACCAGUUGACCCCAAUUUCUGACCACCUGACCUGACCUGACCCAGACUCUGUGACCCCCCCCCCCCCCCCCCCAGGUGGCCGAGCUCUAUGAGGACCUGAAGAAGAGAGUGUCCCAGUUCAAUAUGCACGUGAUUGAGAACCCAGUGCCCAUGGACUACUCCAGCCUCCACAAGCAGAGAUUCAUCCUGCAGGUGAGACCGAGGCACAUGCAAGCAUUCUGGAGCUCUAUACCUUACUUCCAACUUAUCUCUCUCUAUUCACUCGAGGGCAGGCUUAACUGAAUAGCGUAAGCCUUCAUUUAAAUACAUCACAAGAUUGGUGAGAAGAGAGCAGGUUGAUUAUUGCACAGGUAUGCCCAUAGGUUAAUUAGCAAGCGUGGUAAAAUUGCAUUAUUCAGCUGUGCUCAUUGGCUGUAGUGUAAUAGGUGACUGACAUUUUGCACGUGGCUAAUUAAUAGUAAAGGAGGAAGAGCGACAUGACACUGCUGUUGAUGAGAACAUUGUAAACAUUAGAUGUAAAUUCCCGCUGUGCCCAUAGAGGAAGCAAUGUGAAUUAUAUUGUGCUUACUGAAUGAAGUAUAGUGAGCUCUCCAUUCAGACCAGCCUUACUGAUUGAACCUGCGUUAUCAACUACUUUAUGAUUAUUGUUAUGACACCUGGUGUACCUAGCCCUUCUAUACAGAAUAUCACUCCGCAGUGCUAACUCUGUAGCCCUUGUCUAUUUGAUAGAAUCUCCUCUUCUUUCUUUCUCUCAGGUGGUUAUCGCUGGUGCCUACUACCCCAACUACUUUGCCCAGGGGGAAAUGGAUGAAGAGCUGGCCUCCAAAGACCUGUCCGGCCAUGAUCCCAAAACAACAGUGCUGGUAUGAUGCCAUUAUCCCCUAUCCCUGAUUUAUCAAGAUUCCUAUACAUGAACCAUGUUGUGAAUGCUAGCCCACUGACAGGCUCUUUGACUGUCUGGUCUCAGGUGAGGAACCUGCCCCCCUAUAGUUUCCUGUACUAUAAGCAGCUGCAGUCCCUCUUCCGCCAGUGUGGCCAGGUCAAGUCCAUAGCGUUUGAUGGAUCCAGGUAACAAACUAAUGGAUGAAACCUCGACUAGAUGUAGCAUAACUCAUCAUGUUACCUGGUUCAUAGAUAAAUACUUCUUAGAUGUUUUGACCUAAAUGGUCUAACAGCAUACCCAUAGUUAAUUGGUAAGAUGAUGAACAUUUGUUGUGUGUUCGUUCAGGGGGCAUGUGGAGUUCUACCGGACAACUACCCGGGGGUCGGGGGUGCUCCCUGAGGUGUCACUGGCCCUCCUCCUGGCCCACCAGAGGCAUCCUCUGGACCUGUUUGUGCACCCCAGUGACGAGGUGGAGGCUCGUGCUGGGAGCAGGACCAUCUGCCACAUGAGAUACGCUCGGUAGAGAGCCUGUACAUCCUUCUCACACUAAUAAUACUCUGCUAGGAGCUGUGGUUUUAAUCCUCUCGUAUGCUACAAAAUACUGUUUUCUGCAUUGGUGAAGCAUCUUACCCCAACUUCUCAAGAGAAAUGUGUUCAGCGGUCAGUUGAUGCCUAGGUAAUGCCAGCUCUGGCUCAGGGCCAGAUACUUCUUCAGGGGGGUGGAGGUGUCCUGUCAGUGGUUGUCUGGGUUUGGGGGAAGUGCGUCCUGCAGCCACCCACAGGCUGCACCCCUCCACACUGGGCCUUGAUGUAACCUGACGUGCUGGCACUAUGGUUGACCCUCCACAGCCAUCACACAGCCUCUGAGAGGGGAUAUUUAGGCAGAGCCAGACCCCUCCCCCCUCCUUCUUACACACAUUUAGAGAUUGGCUGUCAUGAGUAAGUUACAGUAAGUUGGGUCAGUCUCAUAGACUGACUCACUGAUGCAAUGAGGCAGCUCAGUGACUCUGAAUGUUACACUAGCACUGUGUUCCCCCUUGGAAGGAUCCUCCAGGUUUUUUGCGCAUCACUGAAAUUUGCAUCCUGUAGCACUAACUCCAAAAAGUUUUGGGACACUGUAAAGUCCAUGGAGAAUAAGAGCACUUCCUCCCAGCUGCCCACUGCACUGAGGCUAGGAAACACUAUCACCACCGAUAAAUCUACAAUAAUCGAGAAUUUCAACAAGCAUUUUGCUACAGCUGGCCAUGCUUUCCAUCUGGCUACCACUAACCCGGCCACCAACUCUGCACCCUCUGCUGCAACUUGCCCAUGCCCCCCCCGCUUCUCCUUCACACAAAUUCAGACAGCUGAUGUUUUGAAAGCGCUGCAAAAUCUGGACCCCUACAAAUCAGCUGGGCUAGACAAUCUGGACCCUUUCUUUCUAAAACUAGCCGCCGAAAUUGUCGCUACCCCUAUUACUAGUCUGUUCAACCUCUCUUUCAUAACGUCUGAGAUCCCCAGAGAUUGGAAAGCUGCCGCGGUCAUCCCCCUCUUCAAAGGGGGUGACACUCUAGAUCCAAACUGCUACAGACCUAUAUCCAUCCUGCCCUGCCUUUCGAAAGUAUUUGAAAGCCAAGUUAACAAACAGAUCAUCGACCAUUUCGAAUACCACCGUACCUUCUCCGCUAUGCAAUCCGGUUUCCGAGCUGGUCACGGGUGCACUUCAGCCACGCUCAAGGUCCUAAACGAUAUUAUAACCGCGAUUGAUAAUAGACAGUACUGUGCAGCCGUCUUCAUCGACCUGGCCAAGGCUUUCGACUCUGUCAACCACCGCAUUCUUAUUGGCAGACUAAAUAGCCUUGGUUUCUCAAAUGACUGCCUCGCCUGGUUCACCAACUACUUCUCAGAUAGAGUUCAGUGUGUCAAAUCGGAGGGCCUGUUGUCUGGACCUAUGGCAGUCUCUAUGGGGGUGCCACAGGGUUCAAUUCUUGGGCCGACACUUUUCUCCGUGUAUAUCAAUGAUGUCGCUCUUGCUGCUGGUGACUCUCAGAUCCACCUCUACGCAGACGACACCAUUUUGUAUACAUCUGGCCCUUCAUUGGACACUGUGUUAACAAACCUCCAAACGAGCUUCAAUGCCAUACAACAAUCCUUCAGUAGCCUCCAACUGCUCUUAAACACUAGUAAAACUAAAUGCAUGCUUUUCAAUCGAACGCUGCUGGCACCCGCCCACCCGACUAGAAUCACCACUCUCGACGGGUCUGACCUAGAGUAUGUGGACAACUACAAAUACCUAGGUGUCUGGUUAGACUGUAAACUCAACUUCCAGACUCACAUAAAGAAUCUCCAAUCCAAAGUUAAAUCUAGAAUCGGCUUCCUAUUUCGCAAUAAAGCCUCCUUCACUCAUGCUGCCAAACAUGCCCUCGUAAAACUGACUAUCCUACCGAUCCUUGACUUCGGCGAUGUAAUUUACAAAAUAGCCUCCAACACUCUACUCAGCAAAUUGGAUGUAGUCUAUCACAGUGCCAUCCGUUUUGUCUCCAAAGCCCCAUACACUACCCACCACUGUGACCUGUACGCUCUUGUUGGCUGGUCCUCACUACAUGUUCGUCGUCAAACCCACUGGCUCCAGGCCAUCUAUAAAUCACUGCUAGGCAAAUCCCCGCCUUAUCUUAGCUCAUUGGUCACCAUAGCAGCACCCACCCGUAGUCUGCGCUCCAGCAGGUAUAUCUCACUGGUCAUUCCCAAAGCCAACACCUCCUUUGGCCGCCAUUCCUUCCAGUUCUCUGCUGCCAAUGACUGGAACGAAUUGCAAAAAUCUCUGAAGCUGGAGACUCUUAUCUCCCUCAAUAACUUUAAGCAUCAGUUGUCAGAGCACCUUACCGAUCACUGCACCUGUACACAGCCCAUCUGAAAUUAGCCCACCCAACUACCUCAUCCCUAUAUUGUUAUUUAUUUUGCUCUUUUGCACCCCAGUAUCUCUAUUUGCACAUAAUCUCUUGCACAUCUAGCAUUCCAGUGUUAAUACUAUUGUAAUUAUUCUGCACUAUAGCCUAUUUAUUGCCUUACCUCCAUAACUUGCUACAUUUGCACACACUGUAUAUAUAUUUUCUGUUGUAUUUCUGACUUUAUGUUUUUUACCCCAUAUGUAACUCUGUGUUGUUUUUAUUGCACUACUUUGCUUUAUCUUGGCCAGGUCGCAGUUGUAAAUGAGAACCUGUUCUCAACUGGCUUACCUGGUUAAAUAAAGGUGAAAUAAAAUAAAAAUAAAAAUAAAAACUCAUUCUGUCUAUUCCUGUGGUUUGCAGGGUGAAUGUGGACUUCCAGGACAACUCAGUCUACCCAGUGGGGGUGCUGAGCAGCACCAUCGACCCAGACAAGCUGCCCUCCAACCCCAUCUUUGUGGUCAACAUCACAGAAGUUAGUCAUCAGGCUGAAACUCCUCUUUCAGUCACGUUUCUGGGAGUUAUUUUUGUGUAAAUUAGUAAUCUGGUGAAGACUAUAUCGAGAGGAACUGUAUUUAGGUGAUCACAUACCGUCCAUGUUGGCUAUGUACAGUCUACAGUGGAGGUGGUAACCAAGCAUUGCCCCCUUCAUCUUGGCUCCCUAGGUGGUGGAGGUGGGCCACUUCUGGGGCUUCCAGUCGGGCGAGGCCAGCAUGGAGAAGCAGCGCUAUCUGACAGCUGAGAUUAAUUCUCGUGAGCUGUGUCCAGUUCCUGUCUCCCUCUACCCCAACCUGCUGUGCCUGGCACCUUUCUCUGAGGGCGACGAGCAGGGCCUCUACUACCGUGCCAAGAUCCUGCAUGUCCGCGGCAGCUCUGUGGAGGUACAAUCACAUGCUCACCAAGCUCACUAGCACACGCAAUCACUCCCUUUCAUACACUUAAAUACAGGUUAAUUACAGUUGCAGUUAUAAUGGAUGAACUAUGUAAAGAUUGUGUUCUGAAUGUCCCAGGUAUUCUUUUUGGACUUCGGAAACACCACCCUGGUGUCAUGCAGCUGUCUGAGGGAGCUACCUGCUGAUAUCAUGGCCCACCCAUUGCAGGUACAGCUGCAACAUCUAUAUAGGCAACAUACUGUAUCUUCCUGAUCCAGCCUAUUUUGGCCACAUCCUAACCAGAUGAAAUUAGCCUGUAUUCUGGUAUGACUGCAUUCUGGUAUGGCUGUGUUUUGCCAUGUAUUCUGGUAUGACUGUGUUCUACCCUGUGUCCUCCUCAGGCCCAGGAGUUUCGUAUCUCGGGGAUGCAUCCAUCGGCCCAGUCCAUGAUCCUGGGGGACCAGUGGAGCAGCCGCGCACGCAACCGCUUCAUCACACUGGUGAACGGCCGCUCACUCAUCGUCUCCCUGUUUUCUAUCCUGCACGGCGUCAUGCACGUGGAGCUGCUCAUCAACACUGACACGGUCACCUCCAGCGUGGCUGACAUCAUGAUACAGGAGGGACACGCCAUCAAGGCAGAGGAGAGCUUUGAGUCCAAGGUACCUUAAGAGACACAGACCAGCUUUCUGUCAUCACUGCAGCUUUUAGGAAUGAAAUGCCAUGUAUCUUUUUGGAAAGUUGUGCUAAUGGGGAAUUGUUCGAUUGUGGUAUUCCUGUCGGGCUUGGCUAUAAACAUAUAUACAGUUGAAGUCGGAAGUUUACAUACACCUUAGCCAAAUACAUUUAAACUCAGUUUUUCACAAUUCCUGACAUUUAAUCCUAGUAUAAAUUCCCUGUCUUACGUCAGUUAGGAUCACCACUUUAUUUUAAGAAUGUGAAAUGUCAGAAUUAUUUAUUUCAGCUUUUAUUUUUUUCAUCACAUUCCCAGUGGGUCAGAAGUUUACAUACACUCAAUUAGUAUUUGGUAGCAAUGCCUUUAAAUUGUUUAACUUGGGUCAAAAGUUUCGGGUAGUCUUCCACAAGCUUCCCACAAUAAGUUGGGUGAAUUUUGGCCCAUUCCUCCUGACAGAGCUGGUGUAACUGAGUCAGGUUUGUAGGCCUCCUUGCUCGCACAUGCUUUUUCAGUUCUGCCCACAAAUGUUCUAUAGGAUUGAGGUCAGGGCUUUGUGAUGGCCACUCCAAUACCUUGACUUUGUUGUCCUUAAGCCAUUUUGCCACAACUUUGGAAGUAUGCUUUUGGUCAUUGUCCAUUUGGAAGACCCAUUUGCGACCAAGCUUUAACUUCCUGACUGAUGUCUUGAGAUGUUGCUUCAAUAUAUCCACAUAAUUUUCCUUCCUCAUGAUGCCAUCUAUUUUGUGAAGUGCACCAGUCCCUCCUGCAGCAAAUCACCCCCACAGCAGGAUGCUGCCACCCCCGUGCUUCACGGUUGGGAUGGAGUUCUUCGGCUUGCAAGCAUCCCCCUUUUUCCUGCAAACAUAACGAUGGUCAUUAUGGGCAAAAAGUUCUAUUUUUGUUUCAUCAGACCAGAGGACAUUUCUCCAAAAAGUAUGAUCAUUGUCCCCAUGUGCAGUUGCAAACCGUAGUCUGGCUUUUCUAUGGCGGUUUUGGAGCAGUGGCUUCUUCCUUGCUGAGCGGCCUUUCAGGUUAUGUUGAUAUGGGACUCAUUUUACUGUGGAUAUAGAUACUUUUGUACCUGUUUCCUCCAGCAUCUUCACAAGGUCCUUUGCUGUUGUUCUGGGAUUGAUUUGCACUUUUCGCACCAAAGUACAUUAAUCUCUAGGAGACAGAAUGCGUCUCCUUCCUGAGCGGUAUGACGGCUGCGUGGUCCCAUGGUGUUUAUACUUGCAUACUAUUGUUUGUGCAGAUGAAUGUGGUACCUUCAGGAGUUUGAAAAUUGCUCUCAAGGAUGAACCAGAUUUGUGGAGGUCUACAAUACUUUUUCUGAGGUCUUGGCUGAUUUCUUUUGAUUUUCCCAUGAUGUCAAGCAAAGAGGGACUGAGUUUGAAGGUAGGCCUUGAAAUACAUCCACAGGUACACCUCCAAUUGACUCAAAUGAUGUCAAUUAGCCUAUCAGAAGCUUCUAAAGCCAUGACAUCAUUUUAUGGAAUUUUCCAAGCAGUUUAAAGGCACAGUCAACUUCUGACCCACUGAAAUUGUGAUACAGUGAAUUAUAAGUGAAAUAAUCUGUCUGUAAACAAUUGUUGGAAAAAUUACUUGUGUCAUGCACAAAGUAGAUGUCCAAACCGACUUGCCAAAACUAUAGUUUGUUAACAAGAAAUUUGUGGAGUGGUUGAAAAACGAGUUUUAAUGACUCCAACCUAAGUGUAUGUAAACUUCCGACUUCAACUUUGUAUAUAUAUAUAUAUAUAUAUAUAUACAUACAGUGGGGAGAACAAGUAUUUGAUACACUGCUGAUUUUGCAGGUUUUCCUACUUACAAAGCAUGUAGAGGUCUGUAAUUUUUGUCAUAGGUACACUUCAACUGAGAGAUGGAAUCUAAAACAAAAAUCCAGAAAAUCACAAUGUAUGAUUUUUAAGUAAUUAAUUUGCAUUUUAUUGCAUGACAUAAGUAUUUGAUCACCUACCAACCAGUAAGAAUUCCGGCUCUCACAGACCUGUUAGUUUUUCUUUAAGAAGCCCUCCUGUUCUCCACUCAUUACCUGUAUUAACGGCACCUGUUUGAACUCGUUACCUGUAUAAAAGACACCUGUCCACGCACUCAAUCAAACAGACUCCAACCUCUCCACAAUGGCCAAGACCAGAGAGCUGUGUAAGGACAUCAGGGAUACAAUUGUAGACCUGCACAAGGCUGGGAUGGGCUACAGGACAAUAGGCAAGCAGCUUGGUGAGAAGGCAACAACUGUUGGCGCAAUUAUUAGAAAAUGGAAGAAGUUCAAGAUGACGGUCAAUCACCCUCAGUCUGGGGCUCCAUGCAAGAUUUCACCUCGUGGGGCAUCAAUGAUCAUGAGGAAGGUGAGGGAUCAGCCCAGAACUACACGGCAGGACCUGUUCAAUGACCUGAAGAGAGCUGGGACCAUAGUCUCAAAAAAAACCAUUAGUAACACACUACGCCGUCAUGGAUUAAAAUCCUGCAGCGCACGCAAGGUCCCCCUGCUCAAGCCAGCGCAUGUCCAGGCCCGUCUGAAGUUUGCCAAUGACCAUCUGGAUGAUCCAGAGGAGGAAUGGGAGAAGGUCAUGUGGUCUGAUGAGACAAAAAUAUAGCUUUUUGGUCUAAACUCCACUCGCCGUGUUUGGAGGAAGAAGGAGGAUGAGUACAACCCCAAGAACACCAUCCCAACCGUGAAGCAUGGAGGUUGAAACAUCAUUCUUUGGGGAUGCUUUUCUGCAAAGGGGACAGGACGACUGCACCGUAUUGAGGGGAGGAUGGAUGGGGCCAUGUAUCGCGAGAUCUUGGCCAACAACCUCCUUCCCUCAGUAAGAGUAUUGAAGAUGGGUCGUGGCUGGGUCUUCCAGCAUGACAACGACCCGAAACACACAGCCAGGGCAACUAAGGAGUGGCUCCGUAAGAAGCAUCUCAAGGUCCUGGAGUGGCCUAGCCAGUCUCCAGACCUGAACCCAAUAGAAAAUCUUUGGAGGGAGCUGAAAGUCCGUAUGGCCCAGCGACAGCCCUGAAACCUGAAGGAUCUGGAGAAGGUCUGUAUGGAGGAGUGGGCCAAAAUCCCUGCUGCAGUGUGUGCAAACCUGGUCAAGACCUACAGGAAACGUAUGAUCUCUGUAAUUGCAAACAAAGGUUUCUGUAACAAAUAUUAAGUUCUGCUUUUCUGAUGUAUCAAAUACUUAUGUCAUGCAAUAAAAUGCAAAUUAAUUACUUAAAAAUCAUACAAUGUGAUUUUCUGGAUUUUUGUUUUAGAUUCGUCUCUCACAGUUGAAGUGUACCUAUGAUAAAAAUUACAGACCUCUACAUGCUUUGUAAGUAGGAAAACCUGCAAAAUCGGCAGUGUAUCAAAUACUUGUUCUCCCCACUGUGUAUGUAUGUGUAUGUGUAUGUGUAUAUAUAUAUAUAUAUAUUAGGGCUGUCAAAAAUAGCGCGUUAACGACGUUAAUUAGUUGUUUGCUGUUAAUUACGUCAAUUUUUUUAACGCAUUUCACGCAUGCGCAGUGUGACAAAUUAUUCAGGUCAGGAAAGUGGUUGGGAGCUAGAGGCGAGAUGGAGCAAGGUGAGCAAAGUGGGCCUAUUGACGGAUUCAAAUAUAAAAAGAAUGAUGAUGGUACAGUUAACAAGUACAAGGUUAUUUGCAAGAUUUGUAAGAAGGAGUUUCAAUUUCACCGGAGCUGUUCAAGCUUGAAGUACCAUGUCAACGCCAAACAUGCGUUUGCUGGGCCGUCAGAUUCAGCAAGUGGUUUGCGCCAGACCACGCUGAAUGUUUGCAGGCAAUUAACAAAAUCAACCUCAGAUAAUUUGACCAACACAAUAGCAAAAUGGAUUGCAAAGGAUUGUAGACCCAUUAGCAUUGUAGAAGACUCAGGUUUCCUUGAUGUUUUGCAAGUGGCGUCUCAAGACUCAUUCUAUAAGCCACCGUCAAGAGCCACAGUUAUGAAGAAAAUCCACGAGCUCUAUGAAAACGAAAAAGAAAAAAGGAAAGAGGUCUUGGCUCAAGUAAAUCAUAUCUUUAUUUAUCUUUUGGUAUGCAUUUCAGAAAAAAAAUGGUUAGGAUUCAGGUGUACAGUAAUUGCAAAUAGUGAUUAAUCAUGAUUAAUCCACUGAAAAUUCUGAUUAAUUUGAUUAAAAUUUUUAAUCAUUUGACAGCCCUAAUAUAUAUAUAUAUAUAUAUAUAUAUAUAUAUAUAUAUAUAUAUAUAUAUAUAUAUAUUAUAUAUAUAUAUAAUUCAGUGUUUCCUAGGUGUCCAGCAGUAGAAACACAGGCUGUGACCCUGACAGUGCUGUGUGGUUGUGUGUCUUGCAGCAGAGCCAUGAGGUGCUGGUGUCUCUGUACAAAGACUUGCAGGACGGAACCUUCACCCCCAAUGCUACCAGCAGCUCCUGGAAGACCAACAAGGAGAAAGAGAAGCAGCUCAUCGACAGCCUGCUCCAGUCCUUCUCUAAGACCAGCCAGUCCUCUCUGAAGAGCAAGGCAAGAACACUGGCCUAACGGCUCACUCACAUUUCAUAGACUGCGUUCAAUAGACUCCCUGUCUGGUUCAACCAGACAGUGUUGUUAGUAGUUCUCCACAAGAUGGCGUCAUCGUCUUUCUACAUGCCUUGUUUUGUCCAGAGGGUGGAGACAUUUUGGUAGCAUGUGAGCUGGUGUACAUUUUGUUCUACAGUGUAUUAGUGGGCCAGGGCCAUACCUUCCUGUCAGGAAUUCCUGGAAUACAAUAGGUAUCUGGGGAUUUUUCCUGUUAUUUAACAUGUAUAAGGGUCUUUCUGUAAAUAAUGGGGCAAAUGUGUGACAUUGGGCCAAACAUUUCUAAAUCGUUUGAAACAAAGGAUUUUCAUGGAGAUCCACGUAUGUACUUAGAGGAAUAAAAGUGAAUAUAUACAAAUUGGCCCAUAACUCCACCUAUACAACAACAUAGGAUUAAACUUUCUUUAAGCAGGGUUCAUACAGACAUUGGCAAGUCAAAUUCAAGGACUUUCAGGGACUUUUCCAAGCACUUCAUUGUAACUUUCAAGGACCUCUGUUAUACAAUUGUACAGUACCAGACAAAAUUUGGACACUCCUACUCAUUCAAGGGUUUUUCUUUAUUUGUACAAUUUUUUUACAUUGUAGAAUAAAAGUGAAGACAUCAAAACUAUGAAAUAACACAUAUGUAAUCAUGUAGUAACCAAAAAAGUGUUAAACAAGUCCAAAUAUAUUUUAUAUUUGAGAUUCUUCAAAUAGCCACCCUUUGCCUUGAUGACAGCUUUGCACACUCUUGGCAUUCUCUCAACCAGCUUCACCUGGAAUGCUUUUCCAACAGUCUUGAAGGAGUUCCCACAUAUGCUGAGCACUUGUUGGCUGCUUUUCCCUCACUCUGCCGUCUGACUCAUCCCAAACCAUCUCAAUUGAGUUGAGGUCGGGGGAUUGUGGAGGCCAGGUCAUCUGAUGCAGGACUCCAUCACUCUCCUUCUUGGUUAAAAUAGCCCUUACACAGCCUGUAGGUGUGUUGGGUCAUUGUCCUGUUGAAAAACAAAGGAUAGUCCCACUAAGCCCAAACCAGAUGGGAUGGCGUAUCGCUGCAGAAUGCUGUGGUAGCCAUGCUGGUUAAGUGGGCCUUGAAUUCUAAAUACAUCACAGACAGUGUCACCAGCAAAGCACCCCCACACCAUAACACCACCUCCUCCAUGCUUUACGGUGGGAACUACACAUGCGGAGAUCAUCCGUUCACCCACACCGCAUCUCACAAAGACAGCGGUUUGAACCAAAAAUCUCCAAUUUGGACUCCAGACCAAAGGACAGAUUUCCAUUGCUAAUGUCCGUAGCUCGUGUUUCUUGGCCCAAGCAGGUCUCUUCUUCUUAUUGGUGUCCUUUAGUAGUGGUUUCUUUGCAGCAAUUCGACAAUGAAGGCCUGAUUCACACAGUCCCCUCUGAACAGUUGAUGUUGAGACGUGUCUGUGACUUGAACUUGAAUUUUUGAGGCUGGUAACUCUAAUGAACUUAUCCUCUGCAGCAGAGGUAACUCUGGGUCUUCCAUUCCUGUGCCGGUCCUCAUGAGAGCCAGUUUCAUCAUAGCGCUUAAUGGUUUUUGCGACUGCACUUGAAGAAACUUCACUCUAAGUUCUUGACAUUUUCCGGAUUGACUGACCUUCAUGUCUUAAAGUAAUAAUGGACUGUCAUUUCUCUUUGCUUAUUUGAGCUGUUCUUGCCAUAAUAUGGACUUGGUCUUUUACCAAAUAGGGCUAUCUUCUGUAUACCACCCCUACCUUGUCACAACACAACUGAUUGGCUCAAACGCAUUAAGAAGGAAAGAAAUUCCACAAAUUAACUUUUAAGAAGGCACACCUGUUAAUUGAAAUGAUUCCAGGUGACUACCUCAUGAAGCUAGUUGAGAGAAUGCCAAGAGUGUGCAAAGAUGUCAUCAAGGCAAAGGAUGGCUAUUUGAAGAAUCUCAAAUAUAAAAUAUAUUUGGACUUGUUUAACACUUUUGGUUAUUACAUGAUUCCAUAUGUGUUAUUUCAUAGUUUUGAUGUCUUCACUAUUAUUCUACAAUGUAAAAAAUAGUACAAAUAAAGAAAAACCCUUGAAUGAGUAGGCGUGUCCAAACUUUUGACUGGUAGUGUAUAAUUUAUAUAAUUGUACAUAUAGAGCCUAAUAUAGAACCCAUACGCACAAAACACUUAUUUCUCUCAAAUUUUGUGCACGAAUUUGUUUACAUCACUGUUAAUGAGCAUUUCUCCUUUGCCAAGAUAAUUCAUCAACCUGACAGGUGUGGCAUAUCAAGAUGCUGAUUAAACAGCAUGAUCAUUACACAGGUGCACCUUGUGCUGGGUACAAUAAAAGACCACUCUAAAAUGUGUAGUUUUGUCACACAACACAAUGCCACAGAAAUCUCUCAAGUUUUGAGGGAGCGUGCAAUUGUCAUGAUGACUGCAGGAAAGUCCACCAGAGCUGUUGCCAGAGAAUUCAAUGUUAAUUUCUCUACCAUAAUCCACCUCCAACGUAAUUUUUUGAGUAUUUGGCGGUAUGUCCAACCGGCCUCACAACCGCAGACCACGUGUAACCACGCCAGCCCAGGACCUCCACAUCCGGCUUCUUCACCUGCGGGAUUGUCUGAGGGGAGGGGGGAGGGGUGCUGAGGAGUAUUUCUGUCUGUAAUGAAGCCCUUUUGUGGGGAAAAACGAAUUGAUUGGCUGGGCCUGGCUCUCCAUUGCGUGGGCUUAUGCCCUCCCAGGCCCACCCAUGGCUGCGCCCCUGCCCAGUCAUGUGAAAUCCAUAGAUUAGGCCCUGGUGAAUUUAUUUCAAUUGACUGAUUUCCUUAUAUGAACUGUAACAGCAAAAUCUUUUAAAUUGUUGCAUGGUUCAUUUAUAUUUUUGUUCAGUAUAUUAUUACAUUCUAAAAUGUGAGAAUAAUGUGGACAUUGCCUGACUAAAUAGAUUGGAUACAUGCAUGGCGAUUUUUCUGUAGCCUAUGUGGCUGCCACAGGCACGCAUAAAAGCCAUGAAUAGUGGUAGCAUUAAUCUCACCAUUUGAAUAAAUGUAAUUUAAUAGGAAUAGCGUUGGGUGUUGCACAAUAGUCUAUCCUACACAGUAGACUGUGUCUAAUCUGAGGCACAAAGAUAUAUGAACACAUUACCUUGAUGCUUUCUCUGUUAAAACUAACGAGACACUGCUGUAAAUCAAUCAGACAACAGAUGAUCAACAUCAAUACGAUAGGGAUAUUAGAUCCAACGUGGAUCCAGGCACCACUGUCUUCACUGCCGAAACAAAUGAGACAACAAAAUAUUCUGGACAUUCCUCGCAAACACCUUUUUUGCAGCUUGGGCUGUUGGCGCACGCGAUGCAACAUCACAAAAGCUGUUCGUCACUUGACUCUCAUUCGGAAAAUUAUUUCCUGGAUCAGAUGAUGAUGUGUGAAAAUAUCACGGCGUUACUGAUCAGCUGGACACCAAAUGCUCAUCCAACAACUAUUAUGUAUAAUUAUUGAAGCACCACGUUAAUGACGGUAUUGAUUUAGGUUUGACGUAUUAAGGUAAGGUGACUCAGUUAGAAGCAUUCGAUUUUGCAAUAGUUUUUAUUAUUUUGGGUUUGUAUGCCCAUUAACUGUUUUCACACCGCGUAACAUAAGGAGACACAAUGUUACGUAGUUACACUGCAUUUCUGAGAUCUAUACAAAAAACUGUCCAACAGCUAGAUCCAGGAUUUUUACACAGUUCAAUGUCUAAUUUAACUACUAAAUGCUUAAUAUAUGCUAUAACGACAACUUACACUGCCACAAAUGCAAAGACACGAUGUUGGACAAAUCCAUCAAGACAACAACCAAGAUAAAGGGUUAAAUAGUUUUUAAAUGAACUUGUGAAUUGUAUUGGAUAUAGCUAUGAUUCCCCCCCCCCCCCCCACCCUUUUUUUUUUUUUUUUUUUUUUUUUAGGGGGUAGAUCAGCUUUAAUAUUACAGAUAUAUUGUAACUUCCAUCAAUGUAAUUGACUGCAUCACUUCCAAUCCCCCAUAUGUUUUUUUUAUUCUCGCAUAUAUAUAUAUAUAUAUAUAUAUAUAUAUAUAUAUAUAUAUAUAUAUAUAUAGUGAGGGGAAAAAAGUAUUUGAUCCCCUGCUGAUUUUGUAUGUUUGCCCACUGACAAAGAAAUGAUCAGUCUAUAAUUUUAAUGGUAGGUUUAUUUGAACAGUGAGACAGAAUAACAACAAAAAAAUCCAGAAAAAUGCAUGUCAAAAAUGUUAUCAAUUGAUUUGCAUUUUAAUGAGGGAAAUAAGUAUUUGACCCCUCUGCAAAACAUGACUUAGUACUUGGUGGCAAAACCCUUGUUGGCAAUCACAGAGGUCAGACGUUUCUUGUAGUUGGCCACCAGGUUUGCACACAUCUCAGGAGGGAUUUUGUUCCACUCCUCUUUGCAGAUCUUCUCCAAGUCAUUAAUGUUUCGAUGCUGACGUUUGGCAACUUGAACCUUCAGCUCCCUCCACAGAUUUUCUAUGGGAUUAAGGUCUGGAGACUGGCUAGGCCACUCCAGGACCUUAAUGUGCUUCUUCUUGAGCCACUCCUUUGUUGCCUUGCGGUGUGUUUUGGGUCAUUGUCAUGCUGGAAUACCCAUCCACGACCCAUUUUCAAUGCCCUGGCUGAGGGAAGGAGGUUCUCACCCAAGAUUUGACAGUACAUGGCCCCGUCCAUCGUCCCUUUGAUGCGGUGAAGUUGUCCUGUCCCCUUAGCAGAAAAACACCCCCAAAGCAUAAUGUUUCCACCUCCAUGUUUGACGGUGGGGAUGGUGUUCUUGGGGUCAUAGGCAGCAUUCCUCCUCCUCCAAACACGGCGAGUUGAGUUGAUGCCAAAGAGCUCCAUUUUGGUCUCAUCUGACCACAACACUUUCACCCAGUUCUCCUCUGAAUCAUUCAGAUGUUCUUUGGCAAACUUCAGACGGCCCUGUAUAUGUGCUUUCUUGAGCAGGGGGACCUUGCGGGUACUGCAGGAUUUCAGUCCUUCACGGCGUAGUGUGUUACCAAUUGUUUUCUUGGUGACUAUGGUCCCAGCUGCCUUGAGAUCAUUGACAAGAUCCUCCCGUGUAGUUCUGGGCUGAUUCCUCACCUUUCUCAUGAUCAUUGCAACUCCACGAGGUGAGACUUGCAUGGAGCCCCAGGCCGAGGGAGAUUGACAGUUAUUUUGUGUUUCUUCCAUUUGCGAAUAAUCGCACCAACUGUUGUCACCUUCUCACCAAGCUGCUUGGCGAUGGUCUUGUAGCCCAUUCCAGCCUUGUGUAGGUCUACAAUCUUGUCCCUGACAUCCUUGGAGAGCUCUUUGUUGUUGAUUGCUUCUGUGGACAGGUGUCUUUUAUACAGGUAACAAGCUGAGAUUAGGAGCACUCCCUUUAAGAGUGUGCUCCUAAUCUCAGCUCGUUACCUGUAUAAAAGACACCUGGGAGCCAGAAAUCUUUCUGAUUGAGAGGGGGUCAAAUACUUAUUUCCCUCAUUAAAAUGUAAAUCAAUUUAUAACAUUUUUGACAUGCGUUUUUCUGGAUUUUUUGUUGUUAUUCUGUCUCUCACUGUUCAAAUAAACCUACCAUUAAAAUGAUAGACUGAUCAUUUCUUUGUCAGUGGGCAAACGUACAAAAUCAGCAGGGGAUCAAAUACUUUUUUCCCUCACUGUAUAUAUGUACACAUACAUACAUAUAAAUACAUAUCCAUACAUACAUAUAAAUACAUAUCCAUACAUACAUAUAAAUACAUACAUAUACACUACCGUUCAAAAGUUUGGGGUCAUUUAGAAAUGUCCUUGUUUUCGAAAGAAAAUCAUUUUUUUGGUCCAUUUAAAAUGACAUCAAAUUGAUCAGAAAUACAGUGUAGACAUUGUUAAUGUUGUAAAUGGCUAUUGUAGCUGGAAACGGCUGAUUUUUAAUGGAAUAUCUACAUAGGCGUACAGAGGCCCAUUAUCAGCAACUUGAGACUAGUUUGAGUAUCUGGAGCAUCAGCAAUUGUGGGUUCGAUUACAGGCUCAAAAUGGGCAGAAACAAAUAACUUUCUUCUGAAACUCGUCAGUCUAUUCUUGUUCUGAGAUAUGAAGGCUAUUCCAUGCGAGAAAUUGCCAAGAAACUGAAGAUCUCGUACAAUUCUGUGUACUACUCCCUUCACAGAACAGCGCAAACUGGCUCUAACCAGAAUAGACAGAGGACAAAUACUGAGCAAGAGGACAUGUUAGGAGGACAAAUACAUUAGAGUGUCUAGUUUGAGAAACAGACGCCUCACAGGUCUUCAACUGGCAGCUUCAUUAAAUAGUACCCGCAAAACACAGUGAAGAGGUGACUCCGGGAUGCUGACCUAGGUAGAGUUGCAAAGAAAAAGUCCAGUGUCUGUGUUCUUUUGCCCAUCUUAAUAUUUUCUUUUUAUUGGCCAGUCUGAGAUGUCUUUUUCUUUGCAAAUCAGCCAGCUACAAUAGCCAUUUACAACAUUAACAAUGUCUACACUGUGUUUCUGAUCAAUUUGAUGUCAGUUUAAUUGACAAAAAUUUUGCUUUUCUUUCGAAAACAAGGACAUUUCUAAGUGACCCCAAACUUUUGAAAGGUAUACAUAUCCUUAAAAAAAUUAUAUUUCCCUUUAUUACUUUCCAACCCCAUCACCCCUUCCCUAAUUGGAGUAAACUAGUGAACAACAACACUUAGGCCUCUACUUCCAGCUUAUACAUACUAUAUACAUUUUAUGGACACAGUCAAUUGUACAAUAAUUAUAUUUUGUUUGUUUUUACUCCUGAACUUCCUCUACCCUCAACCUCUCCGAUAAUUUUCAUGAUGUCCAUCCUUAUCCAUAUCUUUCUAACUGUGCUCUUUCACAAAAGCUCUCAACCUAUAACCUACAGUGGGGAAAAAAGUAUUUAGUCAGCCACCAAUUGUGCAAGUUCUCCCACUUAAAAAGAUGAGAGAGGCCUGUAAUUUUCAUCAUAGGUACACGUCAACUAUGACAGACAAAAUGAGAGAAAAAAUCCAGAAAAUCACAUUGUAGGAUUUUUAAUGAAUUUAUUUGCUAAUUAUGGUGGAAAAUAAGUAUUUGGUCAAUAACAAAAGUUUCUCAAUACUUUGUUAUAUACCUUUUGUUGGCAAUGACACAGGUCAAAUGUUUUCUGUAAGUCUUCACAAGGUUUUCACACACUGUUGCUGGUAUUUUGGCCCAUUCCUCCAUGCAGAUCUCCUCUAGAGCAGUGAUGUUUUGGGGCUGUCGCUGGGCAACAUGGACUUUCAACUCCCUCCAAAGAUUUUCUAUGUGGUUGAGAUCUAGAGACUGGCUAGGCCACUCCAGGACCUUGAAAUGCUUCUUACGAAGCCACUCCUUUGUUGCCCGGGCGGUGUGUUUGGGAUCAUUGUCAUGCUGAAAGACCCAGCCACGUUUCAUCUUCAAUGCCCUUGCUGAUGGAAGGAGGUUUUCACUCAAAAUCUCACGAUACAUGGCCCCAUUCAUUCUUUCCUUUACACGGAUCAGUCGUCCUGGUCCCUUUGCAGAAAAACAGCCCCAAAGCAUGAUGUUUCCACCCCCAUGCUUCACAGUAGGUAUGGUGUUCUUUGGAUGCAACUCAGCAUUCUUUGUCCUCCAAACACGACGAGUUGAGUUUUUACCAAAAAGUUCUAUUUUGGUUUCAUCUGACCAUAUGACAUUCUCCCAAUCCUCUUCUGGAUCAUCCAAAUGCACUCUAGCAAACUUCAGACGGGCCUGGACAUGUACUGGCUUAAGCAGGGGGACACGUCUGGCACUGCAGGAUUUGAGUCCCUGGCGGCGUAGUGUGUUACUGAUGGUAGGCUUUGUUACUUUGGUCCCAGCUCUCUGCAGGUCAUUCACUAGGUCCCCCCGUGUGGUUCUGGGAUUUUUGCUCACUGUUCUUGUGAUCAUUUUGACCCCACGGGGUGAGAUCUUGCGUGGAGCCCCAGAUCGAGGGAGAUUAUCAGUGGUCUUGUAUGUCUUCCAUUUCCUAAUAAUUGCUCCCACAGUUGAUUUCUUCAAACCAAGCUGCUUACCUAUUGCAGAUUCAGUAUUCCCAGCCUGGUGCAGGUCUACAAUUUUGUUUCUGGUGUCCUUUGACAGCUCUUUGGUCUUGGCCAUAGUGGAGUUUGGAGUGUGACUGUUUGAGGUUGUGGACAGGUGUCUUUUAUUUACAUUUACAUUUUAGUCAUUUAGCAGACGCUCUUAUCCAGAGCGACUUACAGGAGCAAUUAGGGUUAAGUGCCUUGCUCAAGGGCACAUCGACAGAUUUUUCACCUAGUCGGCUCGGGGAUUAGAACCAGCGACCUUUCGGUUACUGGCACAACGCUCUUACCCACUAAGCUACCUGCCGCCUCUUUUAUACUGAUAACAAGUUCAAACAGGUGCCAUUAAUACAGGUAAUGAGUGGAGGACAGAGGAGCCUCUUAAAGAAGUUACAGGUCUGUGAGAGCCAGAAAUCUUGCUUGUUUGUAGGUGACCAAAUACUUAUUUUCCACCAUAAUUUGCAAAUAAAUUCAUAAAAAAUCCUACAAUGUGAUUUACUGGAAUUUUUUUCCUAAAUUUGUCUAUCAUAGUUGACGUGUACCUAUGAUGAAAAUGACAGGCCUCAUCUUUUUAAGUGGGAGAACUUGCACAAUUGGUGGCUGACCUAAAUACUUUUUUUCCCCACUGUAUAUACUUAUUAUGGACACAGUAUGCUUUACAUGAGUUAUCUUGUUGUUAUUAGUUGUUUUUAGUUGUUAUUAGUCCCAUCCCUAUCUUAAUGUAAUGACAUUGGGGGAAGAAAACUGGUUUAUUAUCAAUGACUUAUCAACAGCUGUAACAAGCUGUCCAGUGUAGGAAAUCCUCACUGGAAUCGUAGUUUAUAGAAAGACCCAUAACAUAAAUGUGUAUGAAUGUUAGUGGCUACAGAAUGCCCAUUUUGAGUCUUACUGCUGAUUAAGUAAGUGUUGCUGAUGCUGUUCCCAACAGGUUCCUGUGCAUGGCCCAUCCAGCCCUAACAAAGUCAACUUCCACAGCUUUUGCAACGUCAGCCACUACAGGUUAGUCACUGUCACCCAGAUCAGGUUAGAGUUUGGCCCACUUCUGGUGACACUAUAUCUCAGUGCUAAUGAAUGUGUCAACUCCUUUCAGGUCGGUACUCAUAGAAAAGGACAGCAUCAACUCAGUGGCGUUGAAUGACAGUCCUCAGGACAGCCAUCAGAGGAUGCUGGUGGCCGGCUCCGUGUCUGUCAGUGCCACAGGUACAGGACUGGGAAUGGGAUCUGAUCUGGGAUAUAAGCAGACUCUAGAACAGGGGUAUUCAACUCUUACCCUACGAGGUCCGAAUCCUGCUGGUUUUCUUUUCUACCUGGUAAUUAAUUGCACCCACCUGGUGUCCCAGGUCUAAAUCAGUCCCUGAUUCGAGGGGAACAAUUAAAAAAUACAGUGGAAAUGGCUUCAAGGUCCAGACUUAAGUUUGAGGGCGCUAGAAUAAGGAUUAGACCCUACCAGACAUUUAUAUUUGUCUUUGUUAUAACAGUAAGAUACUUAUGUGUGAAUGUGUGUGCUGCUCUAGGCGCAUGCAUUCUACUGAAGGAGACCACGCUGAUGCCUCACAUCCACGGCCUGCCUGCUCUCAUCACCAUGCUCUUCAGCCCUGUCAUUGAGCUACGGUCAGUCUGCUUGAAGAUAGUAUGCUCCUCACCACAUUCACAUUUAAUCAAAUUACCUAUCAGAAAACCUUACCCUAAGAUCCUAUAGGGAAUGUGAAAUGAUUGGGGUUCUACUAAGCUAACAUAUGGAAUUGUUUGAAGAUGGUCAUACCAAGGAUAAUUGAGCUAUUUGAUUUUAAAUUAAGGUAUCAAAUGAGAGAUAUAAGAAAGAUCAGGAAACAAUAAUAAUAAUUUAAAAAAUGGACAUGUAUUUAACCUCUUAUUUUAAGCACUAAACUACACUAUAUAUACAAAAGUAUGUGGACACCCCUUCAAAUUAGUGGAUUCGGCUAUUUCAGCCACACCCGUUGCUGACGGGUGUAUAAAAUCGAGCACAGAGCCAUGCAAUCUCCAAAGACAAACCUUGGCAGUACAAUGGCCUUACUGAAGAGCUCAGUGACUUUGAACGUGGCACUGUCAUAGGAUGCCACCUAUCCAACAAGUAAAAUAUCUGCCCAGCUAGAGCUGCCCCGGUCAACUGUAAGUGCUGUUAUUGUGAAGUGGAAACGUCUAGGAGCAACAACGGCUCAGCCGUGAAGUGGUAGGCCACACAAGCUCACAGAACGGGAUCGCAGAGUGCUGAAGCACGUAAAAAUCGUCUGUCCUCGGUUGCAACGCUCACUACCGAGUUCCAAACUGCCUCUGGAAGCAACGUCAGCACAAGAGCUGUUUGUUGGGAGCUUAAUUAAAUGGGUUUCCAUGGCCGAGCAGCCGCACACAAGCCUAAGAUCACCAUGUGCAAUGCCAAGCGUCGGCUGGAGUCGUGUAAAGCUCGCCGCCAAUGGACUCUGGAGUAGUGGAAAUGCGUUCUCAGGAGUGAUGAAUCACACUUCACCAUCUGGCAGUCCGACAAACUAAUCUGCGUUUGGUGGAUGUCAGGAUAACCCUAUCUGCCUGACUGCAAAGUGCCAACUGUAAAGUUUGUUAGAGGAGGAAUAAUGGGGCUGUUUUUCAUGGUUCGGGCUAGGCACCUUAGUUCCAGUGAAGGGAAAUCUUAAUGCUACAGCAUACAAUGACAUUCUAGAUGAUUCUGUGCUUCCAACUUUGUGGCAACAGUUUGGGAAAUGCCCUUUCCUGUUUCAGCAUGACAAUGCCACCGUGCACGAAACGAGAUCCAUACAGUAAUGGAUUGUCGAGAUCGGUGUGGAAGAACUUGACUGGCCUGCACAGAGCCCUGACCUCAACCCCAUCGGACACCUUUGGGAUGAAUUGGAACGCCGUCUGUGAGCCAGGCCUAAUCGCCCAACAUCUGUGCCUGACCUCACUAAUGCUCUUGUGGCUGAAUGGAAGCAAGUCCCCGCAGCAAUGUUCCAACAUCUAGUGGAAAGCCUUCCCAGAAGAGUGGAGGCUGUUAUAGCAGCAAAGGGGGGAGUAACUCCAUAUUAAUGCCCAUGAUUUUGGAAUUAGAUGUUCGACGAGCAGGUGUCCACAUACUUUUGGUAAUGUAGUGUAUCUCAUAUAUAUACUUCCAUUUAUAUUUUUUUUCAUUGGUACCCGGCUUAGGGCUGUUCCAGUGACCAUAUUACCGCCACACCGGCAGUCAUGAGUCAUGACCGCAGUAAAAUUCCACAUGACUGUUAAGUCACGGUAAUCUCCUGUUAUGCACUCUGGACAUGCUUUGGUAGUACCCAACUUGCUAAUGACCAUCAGGUCUUAAUGGCCUGGUACUCAGGGCUCUAUUGUCCUUCUAACCACUGACUCUGACAUCAAUGCAAAUGCAAUCAAAAAUCACAUCAAACACUUAUCAAAACAGUAUCUGCAUUUAAAACUCACCUCACUGUGAUGAUCAAUUUGAAAAAAUAAGUUCAACAGCAGGUUGAAACUGAUUGUAACACAUGGUCGUUUGGAUGUUGUUUCAAAGCCUAACACAACGAAAUGAACAGUGCUUUCUAAGGUGAUGAUUAAUUCAAAACACACAUGCUCAUAUUAGAACCUGAAUUAAUAUUAUGAUUGUGCCGUUGUACAAUACAUAGCCUACUGCAUAUUACGCAUGGCAGAAAAACAUAAAACUAAACUGAUUUAAGAUGUCUUUGGUACAUAAUUGGUCUAGCCUAUACUCCAAAGUUAAACAAAUUAAUGUGAUCGCCUUUGAGUGUGGACUGUAUUAUUAUGCAUACUGGAUGGACUGGUUACCUUAUGCUACUCUCCAAAAUGUCUAUCCACGAGUCUGGGCGAGAACAUAUAGUACUAGGCGAUGCUGUUGGUUCAUUGAUUGUGCAGGGCAGCUUACAGUAAGCCUACAAUUAUAUUUAAUUAGAUUUUUGAAUAGCCUAGUAAUAGGGAUUUUUUAAAUGUCUUUUCAUAAUUAAUUGGGUGACACAUUACCUUUUAGCUAUUGUGGUGGUAAUUCUAACGCAAAGGAGAGAGACUGUAUUCUUCAAAACAACUUAAUUUGCAAAAAUGAAGCAAUAAACGACAAUCACUCAACAGUGCAUCGUUAGAAAGCCCAACGAUCAUAGUUGGGUCUCAGCUUAUAUAGAAAAAGUACGUCCUAUUCUGUCUACGUGACAGUUUAGCAGAUGGGUGGAAACAGGGCGAGGUUGAUAACACGAGGGCUCAACCGUAUAACUGCGUUCGUGACAGUUCACACUAUAAUGUGCUCCUUCCUGCAACUUCCCAUAGAGCUGACUUCCUGCAGAAAAUAAAAUCACAGGAUGUGUCACAUGCUGCGGUCGCACCCAAAUGGCUCUUAUCUGUACGCCCAGACUUACAGUACCAGUCAAAAGUUUGGACCCACCUACUCAUUCCAGGGUUUUUCUUUAUUUUUACUAUUUUCUACAUUGUAGAAUAAUAGUGAAGACAUCAAAACUAUUGAAUAACACACAUGGAAUCUUGUAGUAACCAAAAAAGUGUUAAACAAAUCAAAAUAUAUUUUAGAUUUUAGAUUCUUCAAAUAGCCACCCUUUGCCUUGAUGACAGCUUUGCACACUUUUGGCAUUAUCUCUACCAGCUUCACCUGGAAUGCAUUUCAAUUAACAGGUGUGCCUUGUUAAAAGUUAAUUUGUGGAAUUUCUUUCCUCCUUAAUGCGUUUGAACCAAUCAGUUGUGUUGUGACAAGGUAGGGGUGGUAUACAGAAGAUAGCCCUAUUUGGUAAAAGACCAAGUCCAUAUUAUGGCAAGAACAGCUCAAAUAAGCAAAGAGAAUCGACAGUCCAUCAUUACUUUAAAACAUGAAGGUGAGUCAAUCCAGAACAUUUCAAGAACUUUUAAGGUUUCUUCAAGUGCAGUCGCAAAAACCAACAAGCACUAUGAUGAAACUGGCUCUCAUGAGGACCGCCACAGGAAAGGAACACCUAGAGUUACCUCUGCUGCAGAGGAUAAGUUCAUUAGAGUUAACUGCACCUCAGAUUGCAGCCCAAAUAAAUGCUUCACAGAGUUCAAGUAACAGACACAUCUCAACAUCAACUGUUCAGAGGAGACUGUGUGAAUCAGGCCUUAUUCUACAAUGUAGAAAAUAGUAAAAAUUAAGAAAAACCCUGGAAUGCGUAGGUGUGUCCAAACUUUUGACUGGUACUGUAUAUAUAUUUAUAUUCCGUUUUCUGACAUUGCUCAUUCUGAUAUUUCUUAAUUUCAGAAUUUUUUGGGAAUGUGUGUGUUGUGUUUUUUGUUAGUUUUUUUGCUAGGUAUUACUGCACUGUUGGAGCUAGAAACACAAGCAUUUCGCUUCACCUGCGAUAACACCUGCAAAUCUGUGUAUGCGACCAAUAUAAUUUGAUUUGAUUACAAGACCAGGAAGCAGCUCCUCCAGUCGGCCCCUGCCAUCCACCCCCUCCCCUGCAGGAGGCUCUGGACCUAAUUAGGCAUCUUAAACUAAACAGAGCUUUCACACUCCAGUCCUCUCAUUCAUCACGCUCUACUCUAGCACAGAGAAAACUGUACUGUACACAGCCACAGAGACAGCAGUAUGGAUAAAGUUAAGGAAGUACUAGUGACCAGCUCCUUGACUUGACUGAGAGUUACAAGUAUGUUUCUAUUGCACAUGAGAUCAUCAUGUCCUAUUAUAAGCUAGGGGUGGUAUACAGAAGAUAGCCCUAUUUGGUAAAAGACCAAGUCCAUAUUAUGGCAAGAACAGCUCAAAUAAGCAAAGAGAAUCGACAGUCCAUCAUUACUUUUAAGACAUGAAGUUCAGUCAAUCCGGAAAAUUUCAAGAACUUUGGAAGUUUCUUCAAGUGCAGUUGCAAAAACCAUCAAGCACUAUGAUGAAACUGGCUCUCAUGAGGACCGCCACAGGAAAGGAAGACCCAGUUACCUCAGCUGCAGAGGAUAAGUUCAUUAGAGUUAACUGCACCUCAGACAUGGCAGCACAAAUAAAUGCUUCACAGAGUUCAAGUAACAGACACAUCUCAACAUCAACUGUUCAGAGGAGACUGCGUGAAUCAGGCUUUCAUGGUCCAAUUGCUGCAAAUAAACCACUACUAAAGGACACCAGUAAGAAAAAGAGACUUGCUUGGGCCAAGAAACACGAGCAAUGGACAUUAGACCGGUGGAAAUCUGUCCUUUGGUCUGAUGAGUCUAGAUUUGAGAUUUUUGGUUCCAACCGCUGUGUCUUUGUGAGACGCAGAGUAGGUGAACGAAUCAUCUCCGCAUGUGUGGUUCCCACCGUGAAGCAUGGAGGAGGAGGUGUGAUGGUGUGGGGGUGCUUUGCUUGUGACACUGUCUGUGAUUUAUUUAGAAUUCAAGGCACACUUAACCAGCAUGGCUAUUACAGCAUUCUGCAGCGAUACGCCAUCCCAUCUGGUUUGCGCUUAGACCCAACACACCUCCAGGCUGUGUAAGUGCUAUUUGACCAAGAAGGAGAGUGAUGGAGUGCUGCAUCAGAUGACCUGGCCUCCACAAUCACCCGACUUCAACCCAAUUGAGAUGGUUCGGGAUGAGUUGGACCGCAGAGUGAAGGUAAAGCAGCCAACAAGUGCUCAGCAUAUGUGGGAACUCCUUCAAGACUGUUGGAAAAGCAUUUCAGGUGAAGCUGGUUGAUAGAAUGCCAAGAGUGUGCAAAGCUGUCAUCAACGCAAAGGGUGGCUACUUAGAAUCUAAAAUAUAUUUUGAUUUGUUUAACACUUUUCUGGUUACUACAUGAUUCCAUAUGUGAUUUCAUAGUUUUGAUGUCUUCACUAUUAUUCUACAAUGUAGAAAAUAGUCAAAAUAAAGAGACUCUAGAAUGAGUAGGUGUGUGAACUUUUGACUGGUACUGUAUGACGAGACAAGCCUGUAUCAGCAAAAAAUACUAACAGAAAACAGUUCAAUUCUCUAAGUAAAAACAGGAUAUUAUGUCUAAUUAAACAGUAUAGUAUGAAAUGAAUAUUACAUUUCCUCCACACUAUACAGAAUAUCUCGCCACCGUGCGUUUCCAUCUCCUCUCUCCUUUAUUUCUUUCUCGAGCGUGCAGAGGGGAUGUCAACAGUUUAGUGAAAUAUGUUUAGUUGCGUAAACAUGUUACUAUUGAUGUUCCCGAACAGAUUUCACUUAGUUUCCUAAAUUAAGCACUGGGUAGCUGCAGGAACAAGGUUGGAGAGCCCAUGGCAUACAGAGUUUGGGCGGAAUAUCACCUGUUGUGCAGCGAGAGCAUUCUCCUCAAACAGUGGUUGAUGCGUGGAGUGAAAUAAGUGUCCUCAUAUUUCUUUCUUAGCUGCUCAUAUUAAGCACAUGCUCCGCUAUAAAACCAAAGAAGCCUACCCGGCAUCAUUGAAAAACGGACCGGCAGGAAAGCGCAAUUCGCUAUUGGAGUGCAUACAGAUGACGGCUUUUUCCCCCUACCCCUCUAUAAACUGUUUAGCAAACCGUUCAGAUGCUACAGACGUGUUCGUGAGAAGACCGAUAUUUGGUCUCAUGAUCUGACAAACACCGCUCUAGCUCUGCCACCCUUCACCACAGAUGCGGAAGGGCGACAUCGGCGGAUGUGGUGGAUUGAGACGCAGCCUAUGCAAAUAAACAUGUUUCUAGCUCAAACUGACAGAUUUGUUUUUUUUGCUAAUUACAUUUCCGCAGGGGCGUGGACAUCAACUCUAGGGGGCUAAAUGAUAAUAUAAAUAAUGUGUUGUAAUAUUCACUUCAAAUCAUGCAUUUAGUUCUACAGGUCUGUUAUGUAACCGUGCCUGUUCUCUGCAGCACCAACGAGGAGAGGAACAGCUACACUGGCGCCCUCUGUGGUCUGGGGUGGAACGUCCAGUCUCAGGAGGCUGUCUUGCCUGAACAUGACAUGGAGCUCGCUUUCGAUGUUAAAUUCGAUGUAGAGGACAUCACAGAGGUAGCUAACACCCUUGGAGUUCCUGCGUCAGACCAUUCAUAUCCAUAUGUAUCAUGUUAUAAAACAUGAGCAUCAACUUUCCACACAUAACCGGUGUGUUUUGUGUUGGAUCAGAUCAAUGCGUUGCGUGGUGCCAUCAACCGUCUGGUGUGUGAGGGGCCCAACGGUCCUCUGCACCUGGGGCCUGACAGGAUCAACAGCCUGCAGGAGGACUGCCGCGAACGCCUUGUCAGGUUAUUUACAAAGUCGCCCCCUCGGGAAGACCUUAUUCCUGUGUACUAUGAGGAACCAAAGAAAUGGAACCAGGUAUGGCUUGAAUUCAUGGUGUAAUGCUCUUUUUCCCCACUUCAAUCGAAUCAGUCCAGAUUUUAUAUAGAGCGUAAGGCCCAUACUUAACUAUAAUGUCUAGUGUUCAAACAAUUUAUAUUGAACGUGUAUGUGUGACCAUUUUGUGUGCAUGGUGUUCGUGUGCAGGUGGAUCCCAGUCAGAAGAUGGAGAUUGUCCAGAAGGAAGAUGGAAAGAGCAAAGGGGUCCUGUUCCAGCUACACCCCGUCACACUGCUAAACAUGUGA
Molecule: messenger RNA, 46987 nt
Organism: Coregonus sp. 'balchen'
Lineage: Eukaryota; Metazoa; Chordata; Actinopteri; Salmoniformes; Salmonidae
Source: the annotation of a GenBank genome assembly